GGAUGUUGAUUCGGAAACGCUGUCGGUUAAGUUAUGGUUUCCUCCAAACUAGCUUCAUGGCUACAUAGCUCGGAUAAAACUGUGUAAAACUUUGCUUUUGAGAGCGGCUGAAUCGACCCGGACUAAUCGAGCUGUAGUUUUCUUUGAGUCGACGGUUAGCGGUUAACGGUCACUGUUUUUAAACCUCCACUUCACUGAACACGAGCGCGCGGACUGACCAGGAUGCUAGCAUGUGUCGUUAGCAAACCACUCCAGGAAAUCAGCUUGUUAGCAUAGAGAAGUCAGCUAUGAGUUUAAUGUUUUCGUCUCUUUGUUCGCACUCGGUGUAAAUAAACUCUCCGCGAUGGACACCGAGGCAAUAGUUAUCCGAAUAAAAACGCCUGCGGGUGACAUGGACUCGUCUGUCGACUGUCCAUCUCUGUUAAACUUCAAUGAUUUGUUGGUGAGUCCUUAAAAAGACAAGAGAGCGAGUUAGUCCUCUGUCAGUCUUCAUACAUGUUACAGGCGUUUCGUAAAAGUAACUAAAUAAGAAUAAAAUAUCAGCCCACGUGUCUAACUCUGUUCUUUAUUACUGACCCUGUUAUAAUUUUCUCUGUCAAACCUUGUAGGUGGCCAUCAGAGAUGUCAUGCCUGAAGCCACUGUUACAGCCUUUGAAUGUAAGUGUUUGUUUGUUUUGCUCUGAUAAAACGGCUGAACUCAUAGACCAAAGAGUCUGAAACAAAAUUUAAGACUAGACUAAUGCAUGUACAUGAUGCACUGUUAAAUGUGAAUGAUAUAUAGGGGAGAGUGGGGUAAGUUGAGCCACCCCCUGUUGCUUGGAAAUGGUAAAAGAAAUUGAUCAUGUGACCAAAUAUUUAGGAGAUGGGCAUCAAUUCAUGUAGUCUGUGAAGGUUAGAAGCACAUGAGUGAAGGGGUUAGAUAUUUACUUCCACAAAAACCUUUUUCACUCUUGAAAGUGAAUUUAGUCUGUCAUAAGUUUUAUUAAAGUUGUGUUCAGACCAAAAAAGAUCAUUUUAAAUUUGUUUUAUACAUCAAUUGUGGUAUCUAUGAAUGUGAAGAAGUGACUGUUAUUUUGGGAGAGAGAAGGUGAGGGAGGGCUGGGGUGGAGAGUGGGGGUAGUAGGGAUGCGGCUCAAUGUACCCCGCUUCUAUGGUCAACUUACCCCAUACCCCAUCUUACCCCUCUCUCUCUACUACCAUAUGUACCUCUCAUAGCCUUUCAAAGAUUUGCAUGUCUUCUAAACAUUCAUAGAAAGCAUACUAGCAACGCUCUUCCCCAAUAGACCUGGCUACUGGUUGCAAUUGAAACUGUAAGUUUUGCACUGGCAUUCUAGUGAAAACUCCAACAGUUUCAGUCUAGUUUAUUUUCUUUCUUAAGUAACUGUUCUUAGUUGGUUUUAUUAUUUUGCCACACUAAUCUUAAUAUGUUGAUUUGUGUUUUGUUUUUUUUGUAGAUGAAGAUGAAGUGGGAGACAGAAUCACAGUGAGAAGUGAUGAAGAGCUGAAAGCCAUGUUGUCAUAUGUGAGUAUAAUGUUUUUUAGUAUCAUAACAUGCUGCCGAUUCCCUGUAAGGACGGUGGUCUGAAGACAGCUGUUCACGUUAAAGCCCGACCUCACUGCACCAUUUCUGUGUAAAAUGCUGCAUAUUGUAGCAUCGAGAGGGUUCUGUCUGUGGGUUUUCACACAUUUUUCAGACUUUUUGCAGCUUGACUCAAGUCCUGGCUUGUGAGAAAUAUGAGGCUGGUUUGAAAAUGAUACAAAAACCUCUUAAUGAACAACUUAAGAAACACUCUCCAAAAUAAGUUUUCACUACAGAAGCAAACCUCGGUAGGUCAAUCAGUCAGUCAAUCAGACUCUAUGUCUGGCACUUAUCAUACAACGUGAGUGCUUAACAUGAACAAAAAUCAUUAGAAUCAAUCAAAACAGCAGUUUAUGUGCAAGGUUUAUGAUAAGCAAACAAAUGAUAAACAACAGACAAAAUACAUUAGAAAGAAAAAUCAACAAUAUUGAUCAAUAAAAACAAAGGACUAACAAUGAAUGCAAGUCACCAGGACCCUUUUUAAAGUGGUUAACUAUAUGAAGUCCAGGGAUAUCUACCAGGCAGACUGUUUUGAAAAAGCAGGAUUUUGAAGGGUGAUAUGUGUUGAAAUUUUUAAAACUACUUAUGGGCUCACACACAAGAUCAAAUAUCACCCCCCCUUAAUUAUUAGUUCUGACUCCAGCCGACAACAGCUAAAAGGGUAACUGCUUUGGUAUCUUGCCCCUGACAGAGACCACAGUAGGCGUUGUCAAUUGUGCAUCUUUUUAGAGUGAAUUCAAACAAAAUCACACAGUUUGACAGAGGAUGCUGCAGAGGCGUGGAUGUGCUGAUUUAUACACACUAAUGUCACGGUCACCAAAGAACUUUUUAUUUCUCCUAUGUACUGCUUUGCUCUUGCUGCAGUAGCUCCUCAUCUAUUAUUGAACUCCCCUGACCAUCGCUGCUGCUUCUUUUACUGGGAGAAUAAGGAAGUAAGGACCAGGUUUUAGUGGUCAUUUGCAGACAAGAACUGAAAUGUCUCCUUCAUGUUGGCAUUUAGAAAACUCAGUAAAAUUUGUUGUAGGAGGUACCAUUCAUUUGGUUAAAAACUAACUUUAGAUCUCUUUAUAUCCUGAAAUACUGACAUUGUAAUAUUCUGCAGGUCAACAACCAAUGAAGAAUUCUGAAGCCAUUUUGCCUCAUUUAAUUGUAUUUAACCUGAGGCAGGAAAAAAAUUAUCAGUAGUUUUCAGCGACACACACAUCAACACACAAACUUGCUCUUCCCACCAGCUCCCCCUUUCAGUGCGGUGCAUUUUCAUAUCCCCCAAUACUUACUGUUCAUGCCACGGACAGUAAGAGUAAUGGCGUGUAAUGGGUUUCUCUAUGAGGUACACUGAAAGCUAAAUGAACUGUCAAUUUUUAUUAUUUAUUAUUCAGUACUUAAAGUUUUGCCUCAUUAAAGAGCGGGCCCCCCUGGGCAGCAGAAUUGUUCAAAAUCUACUUUCAUCUGUGGAUGUCUUUUACCCCCCAUCAGCUCACAAUGAUGCCGCUAGAGCCACAGGCACAAUUCACACUCCUUGUUUUUUGUCCAUUUUUAUCAUGCAUUCACUUGUGGUUGCUUUUUAAUCAUUAAGUAGCAAAGGGUAGCAGGGUGAUUAAGGAAAAAGAGACAGCUGUUGUGUCGAUGAGUACUGAAACAGCAUGGGAAGAAGUACUGACCCCAGCUAGUCUUAAUUUUUGUAAAAAGGAGUCACAGCAGACAUAGUUUGAAUCCUUUUGCAUUGCUGUGCAGUGUGACCUUUUACGAGGGAUUAUUUCCUACACCUUUGUUUUUUUAUUUAGACAAGAAGAAAAGUCUGAUGCCAAUGUAUGACCUAACCUUGAACCUUUCUUUACAUGGCACUAAUAUUUAACAUUCAGACACACGUUGCUUCGUCCACAAAUUUUCAAAGCCAAUUGUACAACGAGGUUUGGGAGACAAAAUCAGGAGUCCUGUAAUAGCUUUGUACUCCCACUGGGACAGAAGUCGGAAAAGCUGCUGAUCCUGGGGAAAAAUGUGGCUCACUAACAUAUAAUUUACACUGUAAGUACUUAAAAUGUGCUAUGCAAAGGUUAUGCAUUUCAACAGUCAUUUGCCUUCAUAUUCAGAGUUUUUUUUCUGGUCGUGAUUGUUGCUGUGGUUGCCAUUUGGCCUCGGUAGAGACCCCCCAGUGGAUUUUUGCUUGUGUGUUGUUAAUUCCAGGUGAGCAGACAUCUAUUAUGGGAAAUUAAUAGGAAUUAAGGGGGAAAAGCAUGUCAGGUGAAAGGUGAAAUAAUUCAUUAGUAUCUCAGUGGUUGUCCCAUGUGUUCAUAUGCUUGUGUGUGCGGAUGAUACAUCCAUAACAAGAGUUUUAACCAUGCUGCAACAACACUGUUUUCUCUGAAUCACGCCUCUGUUUUCACAUUGCUUAACGGAAAAAUUCUCCUUAUUACUGAGCAAAAUUAAUGCUUAACCACAGCAGUUAAUUAACAUCAGUCUGCAGAGGGCAUUUAUUGUGAAAAGUAUCCCCCAUCACGGAGAACAUUGAUUGCUACAUGCUCCUGUGAGACCCACCAGUCUUGCAGGCAUCUCUAAUCAUUGUUCGACACCUUGAAAGACAGACACCUCUGUUCAAAGUUAAAGACUGGCCUGUGUCAGGUGCUAAAAAAAACAUGUGACCUCAUCGGUUCCUCGCUCAGCUCCCCCUGGAGGUAAAGGCUCUAAUUCCACCACUUUUACUCCCAUUUCCCCUCAGUCUGCUAAUGAUGAUGAGACCCACGCUGUACUCUUGCUCUGCUACUUGUCCCUCAAGGCUGAGCGAUGGUAUUUGGGAUCGGACACUGUUUAGUUAUUGGCCAACAAUGGAGAAUGUCUUUUAAUAACACACCUACUACAGAUUAGGUGGUAAUUGCAGCCUUAAUCAAUAAGCUAGCUGAGCGGAAAAUUAAAGGUACAAGAAGCUGACCCCCCCCAUACCCAGAAACACACACAACACGUUUUUUGGUAUUAAGCCCAUUGUUCAGAUGUGGCCUAGUGAGAAUGCUGGAGGGCGAAGGCAGAGGGCUGGGAGCGAGGAGGGAUCUGACAGUGAUAAAUAGGCCUUUUAAUAACAGCUGUGCCACUUGGGCAGCCAUUCUGAUCCAUUCCCAUCCAAGCCAGUCCCAUCAUCCUCCUCCCUCCCUCACUCCAUCCCCCACAAUGAGAGCGCAAAUUUACAUAUUGCUGUGAUGACUCGGUAAGUCAUACUGGAUUUUAGAAGAAACACAUUCACAAGUGUAUUUUAUGAAGACACAUCUCCUGACGUGGGUGUCAUCAGUGAAGUUUUUUUGUUUAUUUGGUUGCUAUGAACCUCAAAAAGGAGGUAACAGGAAAAAAAAAACACACACCACACCUCACAGUUUAACAGAUGGUUUGGUUAACUGAAACAUCAAUUAUUGCAUUGCCUUGGCAGGCAUGUGAGAGGCUCCAGAGUGUGUGUGUGCACGUGUUAGUCCUGUAGGAUAUGAGUGUUUGGUGAGCUGUUGACCUGGAGGAGAAAAGGGUUAAUGCUACACUCCUCAGAACAAGCCCACAGGGCAUUGGUCCUCAUCGGCAACAGAUUUCAGCACAGCAUGCUCACAUUUGUGGGAACACUAUGGAUUAAUUCUGACGUCAUUUAAAUAAACAUCUUUGUGUGAGGUUGUUUUUAAAAGUCAGUGCCAGACAGAAUUUAAAAGUAAAUGAGUUUAUGCUUCUCCUUGAUGUUUUUUUAUUCUAUUUACUAUUAUUUUACAUAGUACAGAAUUUAUAUUCUUCAAGAACAAAUCAUCUUUUUUGGCUUUUGUCACUAACACUUAUCAUUCCCCCAAAUAUUUGUGGCUUUUUUCCCCUUUAGUACUGCAACACGAUGAAUGAACAACGCAUGAAUGGACUGCUGCCGGACCCUUUGCAGAUAUUUCCAAGAGGUAUGAAGAGACAUCUUACAGCUUUUGAAAAGUCGGAAAAGCUAAGGCUGAAUAGGUUUUUGAGAUCAAUAUGAUCACAUCACAUUGCAUUAAAAUUGGAACAUUUAAACAAAAUUCACGCUCAUACAUUUGUACAAAUGCGAAAAUUGAGGGAACUAUUUGUGUUCAUUAAAUGUAAAGAAAUUAGGGGAUUUGGCAGACAGUAACAAUGCUGCCUCUGGGAGAUAUGAAUAUUCAUCGGCUUAUUCUGAUAAAAUGUUGAAAGUUGUUUAUAGAGCAACAUUUAUUUUUCUCCUUGGCUCUGUAAGCCUGCAUGGAGGCUAACCCUGGUCCAGACCUCCUUUGAUUGUAGAUAAUUCUUUUCAGAGUUGCUCUCUAAUAUGAGUGAUUUUUUUAUCCCCCAACACUCAUGGACUACAGUUUUUCCUCACCAGUUAAAUUCACACAUAAUCCUCAAAAGCCCCCUGCAGGCUCAGUGAUAAAAGAUGUUCGAGUAUCUUUUUCUAUCUUUUCACUUUUCUUUAACUCUGUGAUUCAGUUUUUGUCUUUCUUCCAACCUACCACCAGCGGUCUCAAGAGCCCAACAUCUCAGUCACUCUCUUCUCUACAACUAAUUUCAGAGUAACCCUCAUUUCAUUUCAUCUUUUUUUUUUCUUCUUUAUAAAGAACUGAUUCCUUUUCAGCACAUUUGUAAAUGGCCCACUGAUGUGUUCUACAAUCUAGUCAAUUACUGUUUCAGCCGGCAAGACUCCAGGGAUCCGGAACAUACAUGGCCUGAAGGUACCUAUCUCAAUAAUUGUUUCAGCUGCCUUACACAGAGAGCGAGAGGAGGGAGGAAGGGAGGGAGGGAGGGAAGUUGAGGCAAAUGGAUUGGUAACGCUGUGUUCCACUUAUUGAAAUGUCAAUUGAAGUCAAGGCUCUCCUUUUCUUUCACUCAUUUUCUUGUUUCCCUUGUCUAUGUUUAUGUAUGGGGAUGGCUGGCUGUGGCUGCACAGUGCUUGUCUCUCUUUUUUUUUUCCUCCUCCCUGUAUUCUCGUUUCUCAAACUGGUCAAGUCAUUAAAGAGCAAGGUGUGAAAUCUGAAGCCUUGAUCUCUGCCUCCAGAGUAUUAUUCUGACUGCAUAUCAUAGGAAGAACUGAAGUGUUGGAUAGAGCAAAAACUAAGUCAAUAUGAUCAACCGUGAAAUUGUCAUUACAAGCCGCCCUCUGCCAUUUACAGAGGGUCCGCCACAGACCCUCCUGUUUCAUGUAUGGCAUAUGUUACCAUUGAAGCCCGUCGCUAAUUACCAUGGGUUAAAUGACUUGACACUUUCUCUAUCCCUCCAGAUGAUCCAUAUUAUAUCCAUCUCCAUUUCAAUAGUAAAACUACCCCCUCCUCAAUACUCUAACUGCUUUAAUCAAUGUAUCCUCGAAGGAGCUUUGGUAAAGACUCCUGAACCGUAUCAGUUUUUUUGAAGGUCAGAGGUCUGUUUGGAGAAAAUGAUGUUUUCUGAAAACCUUCAGUCCUCCAGUACUCUUUCCCCUUUUUCUUUCCUCUUUUAAUAUAAAAGUAAUUGGCUAAGGGGAGUCUUGUGCACUGUUUAAAUUAGGUCUUCCUGGGCACUAAUUAAAGAGAGAAUCCCUGAGCCUUGGUGGACCAAUCACAGCGGCCUUUUGACCUCAAUUAAAUAAGCUAUUUUUAGUAUCCUCUUUUCAGGGUCUUGUCUGUGCUUUUGUAUAUGAUAUUAGAGUUUGAUACUGAAGCCUUUAAAAAUCAGAGCUGCAGAUGAAAAGAUUGGAAAAUAAGAAAAUAUUUGCACUUAUAAUGCAAGACAUUUUCAAUAUUUAACGUUUUUACCAGCUUUUGCCUACAUGUGUUUUAACUGGCGAAUUUCUAGUGUGAAGCCAUAUUGUUUUAGUUUUCUUCUCCUCUUUCAGUUCUGUCUUUCUUUCCACUCAUCUAUAUGGACAUCUCUUUCUUUCUUGUCCUCCUGCUUUCCUUCUCUCCUACAAAAGCCAAUUAACCUUCAGGCUGAACUGAGAGCUUGUGUUUUGUUCUUGUUCAUUAGGGGGUCUGGCCAUAUGUCUGUCUGUCUGCGUGUCUUUUGGCCUUGACCACCAGGUGUGUGUGUGUGUGUGUGUCUUUGUGUUUGUAUGUCUAUGUCCUCUAACAUGUAUGCCUCUGUGUCUGCACACCUUCAGGUUAACACAAGACCUAACCCAGCCAAUGACUGCACACAUACUGUCCCGGACUCCAUGGCUAACAACAGGUGAGCUUGCUGGGUCUUGAUAAUCACACUACUCUACUCAGAAUAAACCACAGUUGGGUUGUUGUUAGAUGAGGGGGAGAAACAUGUCUGUGGUAGGACAUAUCUAUGCGUUUCAGUGUAACCUUUGCUGUGUUCCCUUCUUCAGCUUAAAAAAGUCAUCUGCUGAGCUGAAGAGGAUCCUGACAAACGGGCAGGUGAGUCUCUGUUAGUGGUUGAAGCAGAAUGUGACUGCUGUUAUCUCUCUGCUCCUGCUCUCACACCUGGUUUCACCUGAUUAGAGCGCAUUCUCACCAGUGUUUGACACCUUUAUUGAUUUUCUCAGCUGCCAACUGUGGGCUUGUUGUACAGAGCGUAUUUGGUUGUUGUCUCUUCAUUCACUGGUCCACACAGGGAGCAAGGGGCCUGACGGUUCUCUUACUCUCUCCCACACACACACACACACUCACAGCAUGGCUAGUAUGUCCGGGAGACAAUUAAGCCAUGGCCUUUCAGGUUCCUGCUGUAACACAGUGAACUAAUAGAACUGUUUCUCCACCUCUCCAUCUAUCUCCUCUCUUUCUCUUCACCUGUUCCUCUGCAAAGCCCGCAAAUCAAGUGAGGUGAAUUUGACUGUUUGGGCAGGGAAGGUGGCUUUCAUGCUGAGAUAGAAGAUGCCUCUCUGUUUCUGUAAAUAAAAAGAUCAGUUUUGGCAGCCACACAUUAGUACUGUAUCAGGCAUAGCACACACAGGCAUUUGUACACAUAAACUGAAUUGUGACAAGGUGCUGUUAGCCUCCAGUAUGAUUUGAUGUCACACACACACAUACACACACACACACACACACACACACACACACACACACACACACACACACACACACACACACACACACACACACACACACACACAAACACAUAUUGUGCCUAUGAAUUUUCCUGACUGAUCCCAGCAGAAUAUGCUCAGCAAUUUUUUAUGGAAUUAUGAUUUCUUUUCUGUUUUUAUGAAUCGUAGGAUUUCAAAGUACUGUUUUUUAAAUCAGUUGCACAUUUCCCAUUUUUCAUUUAAUAUCUUACAAAACAUUUGAAAUAAUAUGGCUUUUGAUUUUUAACCAACUAUAAAAAUAUAGUCAAUAUAUUUAUAUGUUUUUUUUUCUGGUUUUGAAUGUAUUGUAAGAGAGGAGCGUAUAUAUUUCUGUUUUUCAGUAGCAGCUAAACACAACAGAUAAGGAUAUGAAUCUACUUUAUUCCAUUAAAUGCUAGAUUCUUCAAACAAUGUAGUUACUUUUAGUGAGUUAAAUCAACAUGUAGCAUCCAGAUGGCAACAUUUGAACCUUUCAGAAAAAAAUACAUCUGAUUAUAGGAAUAUUUGACUGAUAAUCUCGAAAUGCGCAAGAGCAGGUAUCUUCUGCUCAGGCAGGCUGUGUUGGUUCAGGCUAUGAUAUUAUACUUGGCACUUUUUAUUAAAGUGGAGUGGAAAGACGACAGCAACAAAUUGUCAUUAAACUCUACAUCGGUCACUCCUCCACUCACGUACGCACAGUGUCCUUUUAUAAAUUGGACAGCAAAUGUUGUAUUGAUCCCCUUCCUUGUGUCCCUCUCUUUUCUCUCCUCAUGUUGCUGAACUUGGAGUGACCUGAAUGCUUGUCUUGUUUAUAGCCUGCAGUGACAUUGUAGCCCCCCCACCCCUCCAGCCCCCACCCCACUCUCCCUUUUGCUCUCUGCCUCUUUUUGCUGUCUUUCUUGAAGCCGUGUGGCCACACAUAUCAUCCACUGGUUGCAUGUCUUCUUGUGUUAGAACAUCUGAGUGCUCUUAUUAUGUACCUGUGCUUUUUGCUGCUUUGUAGAUAAAUGCCCAAGAUAUCCACUAUCAAGAGCAACUCGGCCAUGGAAACGGAGGAACAGUUUACAAGUGAGUGUUUCCUGGCUUCACAUGUUAAGACACCUACAUGACAAGGCCACUGUACAAUAACAGAGAGUGACCCUGAAGAGUGGGCUGCUGAAGGAAGUGAGGUAGUCUGAAGGAUGCAUUCAAGUGGAUGUGUAAAGUGGAAAUAUUAAGGUGGAAUGUUUCAAUUAACAGUCUCUAUAAUACAGAUAUAACAAAGGAGUCGACUUCUCUCUUUUCUGUCUUCCUUUUUAUGGUGCAUAACAUAACAUAACAGGGCGCUCUUCACACUGUUCACCACCUAUUGUCUGUUCCCUCAUAUGUCAAUUUAUCUCCCAGUGUUUGCCGCGACAUCUAUCAGCCUGCUUUGGGUCUGUAGCUGCAUUUAUUUAUUCUAGGUUGAAGGUUGCCAACAUAUAUGAUAUUGAUUUGGGGCUGUAAGGUAUGACAGCAAUUGACCUAAUCUGUCUAUAGUGGAGCACAUUACCUGCCACGAUAGAAGAGCUCCAUCCUCUCUGCCCAGACAAAUGUAUUACUGCCCUGCUAACGUUAUGACAAGGUUGGCAUUUGUGUCGCUCCUUCAAUCCUCCUUUUCCCCAGCUUUUGUUUUCUCCCUGCCAUCAAUCCCUGGCUAUUGAGCUGUUUUAUUGAGAUUGAAGUAUUGAUCACUGCUCAGACUAACCUUGACUUGACAGAGUGGGGUCUGCCUCACACGUUCCACAGCAAACCCAGUAAAUUUCCAAUCUAGCAAGUCCACAAGACUAUCUUUUUUAUAUAUAUUCAACCCAUUUUUCCUAACCACCACCUUUUACUGUUUUAUGGCUUUUAGAUGGUUACAUUAAGAGCCAAUCUCUCAGAGUGUAGAAGAGAAAAAUUGCUGAUAAGUUUGGCACAAGAAAUGGUAACACUUCAGUGGGGAAGGCCAAUAAUGCAAGCCCGACAACUUCUCUGUCAAUUUAACCUGGUGAAAAAUCUAUACACGUUGGUGGUGAUACUUUUAUGACCAACAUGAAAAAAUCACAUAAAAAGCAACCUAGUUGUUUAUGUUUUUUUAGUACAUUGAUUGUUUUUUAUAUUUAUAUUCUGUCUCUGAUAUAUCUUGUUAAAUGAGCUGGCUGAGGAGCCCAUACAUAACUUUCCUGUUGUCAAGACCCGCUGCCUUCCAAAUUCAUAAGGAAAGAUGAAUUCUGCUUUACUCAAUCCGUAUUUUGUUUUCAUUUUUGUUUUUUUAUAUAUUUUGUUUUGGGGGCCUUCAGCCUUUACUGAGAGGACUUGUGCCUCCUUGACAGAGCAGGACUCCUCCGUCCAAGAGGGGCGUUUUAUAUUUGCUUCUUUGUCCCCUUUGAAAUGUUUCACUUGAGGUCAAUAUUUCUCUAGCUUGGACAAUUCUUUCUGUGCAUUGACAAACACUUUUCAAAGCUGCCUAUCGGUUAUUUUCUGAGCCUCUCACAAGCAUAUGAGAGGCCAUAUUCUUCAUGUGUGGUUGUGCUUCCUAAACUCACAGCUGCAUCCUUCCUGGUCUAUUGAUCCUUCUCUGCUGAAUCAGCUGUACCUCUGAAGGCUUAGGGUGUUAUGAGCAGCUUCUUCCUCAAAAUUCAGCAAAAUCCUUCAAGAAAGUCGACUCUGACUCCAGUUACACAUCCUUUAAAAGGACACUGGAGUGACUGGCUUGGUGAUGAAAUCUAAUUACUCUGAACAGAGCCCUUAAUAGAAAAUGACCAGCAAAUAUGUAUCCCGCAAUUUUGUCUGGCUCUUUCUACACUGAGAAUUUCAAAGAUUAGUAAAACCUUUUCACUCAUCUUUUAAAAAAGGAAUAAAACACAUUGAAAAGCAUGACUUCAGUUCUGUAAAUCAGCCAGCUAAACAUUAUUUUUUGUAUGAAAUGGGAGGUUAGGCGUUAGAGGAAUAAUGAGUUCAUGUGCACUGAAGACCUGCCCUGUUUUUUGCAUGCUUGGAAACCGAUUUUGUGUUCCCCUCAGCCUCUUCCCUUCAGCCUAGCUUAUAUUAGGCUUAUUAUGUGUAAAAAGCACCACCAAACGCUCCCCACCUUUUAACCUCUUAGCCCAUUUAUGACCUAAAGCCAUUUAGACUCAAUUGGAUGUUACCAACACCUCAGCUCUCUAUAGCCACUCGCUGACCUAGCCAUCCAUCAAAGUCAGCCCUUGUUUUUUAUUACUCACUCUCUCAGAGGUCCAUCUUGUCCACCAAUCUAACUGACUUUGUGGCUUAUAAAUACAAUAGCAAGGACAAACAGGCCAUUUUUGUGACUCAUGGAUUCAGUGGCGCAAUUAAAACCUGCACAUUUGCCUGGUUGUUACGGCGGUGACACUUAGACACUGGUGGUGGUUCCUUUCGUCUAAAAGCCCAUUUUGUCCAUUGAUUUUGUGUUUUUUUUUCACUUCAUUGAUUAAGCUGUAUAGCAGAGGCAAACACUCUUUGUGACGACAGAGGAUGGUAACUUGAAAUCAUGCUCCGGACAGAGCUGAUCACUCCUUCAUGCAGAUAAUGAGUAACUGUUUACUGGGACCCUUUUUUCUGUCUUCCACUCUGACUUUUGUCUUUUGCUGAGAAUUUUCGAGGGUGUUUUAAUGUCUUCUUUAAUCUGUUGACUCUAAUAAAGACAAUGAAGUUAAAUAGUCUGACGGUUAGGAGCCUGAAAAUGAUUGUUCUGAAAUCUUGUUAAAAACAACGACUAACAGAAUCAAAUCAACUGUUUUGUGUGAAACAGCCUCAAGCCAAAAAUCAUGAAAUGAUUAUGAUAUGAAAUAAUUGUUUGAGGAUAUGGUAUCCACUGGUUUUUAGUUUGACUCAAUUAUAUUCCAGUUUGUUCUCCUGAAAUGGGUCAAACCUGAACUAAAGAUACAAAAAUAAAAAAACACAAAUAUAAAAAGAACAAACUUCUGCUGAUGCUUCAUGUUGGCAGUGCGUCUUGUCACAAACAUAUCUGUUUACUGUCACUGUUGUAGCUGAUACUUUAUUUCUGAUGAAAUAAAGAAAUAAAAAAAAGUACUUUAAUUUUUUGAACCACACUAACAAAUAAAACAAAGUUUAGUUUUUACUUAGCAAGUCUUUUUUAGUGUAUCUGUCACUCACUACAUGUCUGUGAGUGUCUGUGUUUAAGUUUCUGUCUGGGUCAGUUAAGAGACUCAUUAUAGCUGUAUCAGGUGAAAAGUUAGGGGGGGAGAAGGGCAGCCCAUGUGUAAAAGUACCACGUUAGCCCUGAUCCAUGAGGCCAGUGUCUCUAUCCCAUGGUCCCAGUUCCAGAGACAUCGAGAGAGGCCCUAUGAAUACUGCAUGAUGGAGCUUUUAUUACAGAGCGAGCUAGAGUGUAAAUAAGAUCCAGGCAAUGGGGCACGUUUACUGGGGUCAGAUCAGGUGGAAGUGGCGGGGGGUGGGCCGGGGGAGUGUGGGGGCUAUGUAACCUUGUCCCCAUGUCUCUCGCUGUCACAAGCCUGUCACUGUAACUCAUACAGGGAUGCUUGGCCCUGAGGCUGUCAAGGACAGUCUGAGUAUAAAGCUUCUACUAAGCAGUAGUCACACCAUGUCUGCAGUUCUUUAACAUGUCCUUAAAACAUGUAACUUUAUGAACUCUUGUGCACCUAGUUUUGAACAAAAGUAUUGUUUUAUUUCCUUUUACGGAUUGAAAAGAAGUGCAACUUGUGAGCAUAUCAGUCAGUAUUUGGCCCAUUGUAUGCACAUACAAGAAACCAAAAGGACGGUUUAGGUCCAGCAAGGACAACAAACAUCUGGAGGUUUUAUGAAUACAUACAAGACUUUCUCUAAAGAUACAUCAGUGAAGACUUACAAAAAUGAUCUCAACUACACAGACGCGAUGUUGCUGGGUCAUUUACCUGCCAGUGCUUUUCAAAUGUCUAGACACUUAAUUGAUGACUACAACUUGUUUAACAUGUAGCAUGUAAUCUCCUUUUUAGGCUGCUUUUCACACUCAACCUGCCCACUCAGUACUUAACAUGUCUACCCCUGCAAUCUUGCCUCAAUUAACAUCUUCAUCUUAAUUAAAAGGGGAAGUCAUGCUUAACUGAUAUUGAUUGUAGCUCAAAGGAAGACCAAGACAUCAGAAUGGAAACAAGGCCAUCAGGCUUCUGUGUAAAGAGCUUUUCCCCCAGAAAAAUACGAGAAAAAUCACUUAAGCCGAAACAGAAAAGGUAUGGAGUUGGGUCUUAUAACAUGAGACUUGCUGAAUCUCUUCUGCUAUUCAGUUUCCAAUCGUUCAUGUUGUAUGCAUGAACUUGCGGUCAGUGCUGUGUGACUGCUAUAAGAACAGUCAUCAGGCUGACAGAAAGUUGGGAGCAGACACUUUGUAAAUUCCUACCAUUGUGAAUCUUUAAUUUGUAAUAUAACAUGACAGGAAAAGUUGAAAAUAGUAUUUCUUAUAUAAGACCAUGCUAGAAACCAUUCAGAUCAAGAAUCCUUGAAUGUGUUUGAUUUUUUUCUGGGCAGAUUAAAGUGAAAAGUCAAACUGAAGUUAUUGGAAGUUGUAAAAACUUUGUUUUAAGGUCAGUUAUUUGUUUUUGUCAAUCUUUGAAAUGUCUGUGGUGUGUAUUUUUGUCUUUUAAAGAGAUAAAACUGUUUUGAAUUAUACAUGUACAACAUUGAAAAGCUAAAGUAAGAGGCCAGUGUUGGUAUUAAAUGCAGUUGAACACCUGAUGUGGCACUAAUAGGUCUCUUUAAUUAAAAGCCUUGGCCAGUUUUGAGGUGUCUGGCCCAAGAGCAAUGUGAUCCUCCAAUCUAAGACGCAUUAAUCACACCUAGCACCAUACACAUUCUCUCUGAGAGACCUGCUGACAGGUGAGAAGCCAGGUAUCGCGUUCACUCAGUCUGCUUGUGAGCUAACUGGCCUGUGUGACGUGCUCUGCCCCACCUCAUCCCACUCACCUGACAGCUGUUGGACAGAAUUUGUCCUUGAGGAUAGUAUGUUGUGAGGUCCAGAGGUAUUGUCACCGGUGCCGUAAACUAACCUUUGAGGGCUGUAACUAAAGCCGAUGUUUGGCAUUAAGGAGUUUGAUAAUUAAAUCAUUACGGGGAAGGUCUGUGGCUGCUGUGUUCUGUGCAACUCAAAACUCUGUCUGGAACAUCCAGAGACGGGGUGACCGGAUCUUUUUUGGUGAGGUGACCUCUGACCUCUAAGAGAAGCAUUUGUUUAUGUUUCUUUUACUCAGAAACAUAAAAACCUGCAUAUUUUUUGUUAUACUAUCCCCCUUAAGCUCCUCACUAAAAAGAAUGGAAAACUUUAAACAUCUCUAAAAUUGAAAUAGUAACCUAAACUUUCUGGAUACCGUUGCAAUGAGGAGGUAAGAAGAAGUAACCACUCACAUAAGUUUUGCUUCAUGUUAUCCUGUGUUUCCUCCUUCCAGAGCAUACCAUGUUCUUGGCAAAAAGGUUUUAGCUGUCAAGGUAAGAGAUCUUUACAUCAGCAUGAUAAUAGUUCUACUUUCUCACUGACCUUUAAUGAUGAGACCUGCAGAAUGUGUUUCAACUGUUUACUGAUUGCUGAACAUUUUUCCCCCCAAGGUCAUUCCUCUGGAUAUCACAGUGGAACUACAGAAGCAGAUUAUGUCAGAACUAGAAAUCCUGUAUAAGGUCAGUUUUCAACGAUUUCAAACAUUUAUUAUACUGUGUCUCUGUCCCUCCAGACCUCAGUGUUUGUACACAACACAUCUGACUUCAGAGGUGUCAUUUACCCCCUCUGGUCUUACAAUGUAAACUGAGGUGGGAUUAACAGUACAAGACAUGUCCAAAACAUACACAUGCACAUGGGCUGAGCAUGUUAGUUUACUGAUCUGUCUGUGACUCUUUCAGUGCUUGGGCUAAAAUAUGUUCUCAGUUAGCUUUGUUUUACAAUUAUUCAGCCAUUCCCCAGUAGGGGUGGGAGAAAAAAUCGAUACAGCAUAGUAUCGCGAUAUUUGUCUGGUGAUAUAUCAUAUUGUCUCAUUGACCAAGUAUCGAUUUUUCAAAUUAAUUGUGAAUACGAAGUCAAAUCUAUGAUAAUGAAAAAAAAAAGUCUGAAUGAAAUGAUUAUAUAGACUUGAUGCACUCCUGUGACCAAGCACUUGAUUUGAAGAGAAUUUUUGGAGCAUCUUUGACUAAAACUGCAUCCAAAAGUUACUCCAAACAAAAACUCCAAACACUUUUUACAGAUAAUAUUUACACAAAUGAUUUUAACCACAACUCCAGUCUGCCAUGCUCUGUAAUGAUCACAUUGUUUCUCCUCUUGUUUUCAGUGUGAUUCACCUUACAUCAUCACUUUCUUCAGUGCCUUUUUUGUAGAGAACAGGAUAUCAAUUUGCACAGAGUUUAUGGACGGUGAGUAUUCUGUUUGCAGAAGCCAAUAGAUCAUAAGUUUGAAUCUUUUCACUGCAACAGCUGUGAAAAAGAGACUUCUGGAAGCUGUCGUGUCUCUCUACGGUGUGUCCAUUUACACUUCUGCAGAUCAAGAGGAUGUCUUUUUGCCGUGAGCUGCCCAGCAUGCCAUGUAUGCUAAAAGCUACAAGGGUGUGAUGAAUCUUGACUUAAGUGCAUUUGUAGAUGCGUUUGUAUGAGUGUGUUUAGACUGGUGUGAGAUUGGGAACUCUGUUUUUUUAGGUGUGUGUGUUCAUCCAAGUGUGUGGUAAUGCAGCAAAUCCCCUGUUUCACACAUUUGUAAGCUUGUCAGUGAAGUCUGUCUAACCUCUCAGCACUCUUAACUUCAUGAAACUUUUCUUUGACUGCUCAGAGCUUGUUAUACUUGACCAUUGUAAACCCAUGUGUGAGGAGACAUUGAUUACCUUGUCAUCGUGUUUCAUAGAAAUAACUAAUUGAUUAUCAGGACAGAGUUGUUACAAAAUAAUUCUCUUUAAUUCAAUUUUGAAAAUCCGGAAUUGUGUCUUCCAAGUUUACUGUCUUAAAAUGUCUUAAAAACUUUUUUUUAACAUGAUGCAUUUUCCACUUUAUUUUGUAUGUCUCCAGAAUAAUGUGGAAAUGUAUGUUUAAUGCUUUGAUUUACAUCAACAACCAUGAAAUACUUUUGUGUUAUUCAGGUUUAGACAUUAGUCAUCGAUUUUUUAAAAUUUUUGGGGGGGCUUAAAGCUCUGUUGGAAUAUUUAGUUCUGUAUUAUUAAGGGUCAUUAAAAAAAACCCACAAAGAAAAUGGUUAUAUAAUUAAAUAACACCAAAAAACUUCAUGCUCUAACUGUGUCUUAAUCAAUGAUUUGUCUCUUGCAGGCGGUUCUCUGGAUGUGUAUAAAAGAAUUCCAGAGCAUGUGCUGGGACGGAUUGCAGUGGCAGUAAGUUUUCUUGUUCCCAAAUGCAGAACUAAUAUUGUUUGUUUGUUUACUUUUGUAAUAUUGUUUGUUUGUUUAUUUUUGUUUGGGGAAAACAGCGUUAGGUUUAGUUUUUGUAUCAUGUAGCACUUGCCGGGGAAAACAACACCCCCCAAAAGUUGAACAUUAUGUACAAAGAACUCAAAAACUUUGUCUGAUUUAACUGUAUGCUUUUUCAGAUACAAGACUUCUGUUUAAAUUUACAGUAUAGCUGGAACAACAUCACAGAUGGAGUAAAAAAUGCUGUUUAUUGGUGUGUGGAUUUGCAUACUUAAUGCUAACUCAGCAGUGCCACCUAGAAAGAGCCGCCCUAGCCAAAAAGGUCUGGACCUGCUCAUUUGCAUACCUAUCCUAAGUAUAUUAUUUUAGCUCGGCAACAGAUGGAUCCAGAUGGAUCUGCUAAACAGAGCCACUGUUUAUGGAAAAGACGGGGCUGUAAGGAACGACAGAAGACUCAACUCACAGAUUAUUGUCAAACAACUGGUCAAGGAUCUAUGUCCUUGUAGAUCACUGCUCUGUAUCCAAUUAAGUCGAUAUGGAUCACCUAUCGACAAUCUCUCUCCCAUACUGUCAUCAUUGUAAACACUUAACAGUUCAAUCCAUUCAGGUCGUCAAAAAGACGAGAUUUUCUUUAAUGGAAUAAGGAUAAAAGUGUCUAAAAAGGUUUUUCUCAAUCAUCUGUAGCACACGAGGAAUAGGAUAAUAUCUUAAGAGCAGCAGCAUGAUUAACACGCAUGUCAAUCAGGAUAAUGAUUAUCGGAAAGUUGUCUAUGCAUCAUAUAUAUAUGAGACCUCAAGAAAAACCUUUAAAAGUACCCUAUAUGGUUUCAACUAAAUGAACGCUUGAUUCUCCUCCAGGGUCUGAUUUACUGUGUUCAAAGAUGCAAAAAAUAAAAAUUCAAUAUAUAUAUAUAUAUAUAUAUAUAUAUUUUUUUUUUUUUCUUCUUCUAAAUAACACACAAUUUUAGUUAGUUAUGUUUUUCAAAAAAAACUUGUUUUUAUUUUUUAUGGAAGUUGACAAAAAUGUUUUUGACAUUUUAGUUUUGCUGAAUCUCUUUGUUUUCUUUUACAACCAAAACCUUGGUGAAGAAACAUCCAUUAGUGUGCAAUAUAUUUAAGUGUGCCUUUGACUCACAGUUACAGUGUGACCCUUUAUGUUUGUUAACUACAGAGCAGGUUUACAAAAAAGUGAUUCAUUUCAGUAAUGAAGAAGAGAAAGAAAAACGCAGAUGUGGAUUUUUUAAUUAGCCUGUCUUUGAUUUACUGAUGGACAAAGUCAGAGUUGUUUUCCUCCUUUCUCCUUCCCAGUCUGUUCCCAGUUAAAACUCGAAUUUGAUAAAAAUGGCCUUGAUGUCGAUAACUGCACGUCUGUUUGCCACACUCAUUACUCUUCCCCUGCCUCUCCCUCCUCUUUUCUGUCUUCCCCCUUUUAACUUUGUCCGUAAUCAAACAAUGACAGCGUUUUAGUCAGUGUUAAUUCUAAUUCACAGCUUUCCCUCCUUUCCACUGUCACAGUUGUUAAUUAUCACAGAGAGGAAAGCACCCAAGAGGGUGUGAGUGAAGUCACAUUUUGCAGUUGUUACACUAGCACCACCACCUUCUGAGGCAGCAGGACUUCAGAGAGCCUUUGUGCAUCUUUGAUUUAUCUGAUAGGAAGUUGUUCAUCAGAGAUAGAUGACAGGAGCCUAGAAGCAACAGUCAGCUUCCACACCUUAAAAUAUGAUUUUUUUUAACCAAAUUGAAACAGUGUAGACAAUAUUUGAAAAGAAAGAGAAAGAAGAAACUUUGGAAAUAAAUCUGAGAAUUUCAAAGCACCUCUACUGCAGACUGGCAAUGUAAAAAUGUCUCACAACUGCAAUCUGUCAGUUUUCCAUGUGUCAGCUGUGUGUCUCCUUGCUGAGAGUCAGCAGGGAGACACACCAACAAUUUGCCCAGGGUACACAAGGAUUUUCCUUGAGUGCUCUUUUUCAUCUAGAGUCUUGUUAAAAAAAGUGACACCCAAAGUCUGUGACCGAACCUCAGGACCAGAACAGUAGUUGUUUCAGACUUAAAAGCUUGAAGGAUCACCUUUUACUACCGUCACUGUCUUAAACAAAGUUCACAGUCAGUUUAGAGUCUUUUACUACCAUUGAGGCCCCAAAAUAGUUUGAUUCUUCUUUGCGUGUGCAUCUAUAAACACAUUUUGACAUUGUAGAGUCACUGUAUAGAACCUGGAUGUCAAAACUGAAGGCCAAGAAGUAUAAGAGAAAACAUGAAAAAAAAUCAGUAUACACAGUAUUCAACUUGUUACCAGGCUACCAACCAACCAACCAAACAAACAAACUGACAUUAAGGAUUGAUUUAGAGAUGAUUUAUUUAUAGAGAUGAAACAAAUAGUCCCUUCAUUUUAAGGGUUCAUGGUGUCUCCAUGGCAAUGAAAUUCCUUUUAGUCUACCUUUAGAUUAAAUGAACAUUAAACUGAACAUUUUUAUUCUCCGUAAAGUCUGAAUAUUUGCCCGCGUUACCAUUGUAGAUCACAUUCUAUUUAACAUUUCAAUUCAUGGUGUAGUCAAAGCCAUUGGCAUUCAUAACAGAUGAUACAAUAGCACCCGUACAAGUGUCCGUCCUCGUACCUGAACCAGUCAAGUAACCAGUCGAGGCACUGAUUUUGUCUGUUUCGUUAGUUGACAUCUCUUUGACCCAUCUUCUUGUGUGAUUUAACUUGCUUUGCCAUUUUCUAUGCUGAUGUAUCCCUUCUAUGCUGGUCAUCCAUUAACCACCAAUACAGAAUUUUGUGAUAUCCAAAUAAAUUUAUAUUAAUACUAAAAAUAUCCUUCCUUUUUAUCUUCCAGUGUAAUUGAAAAAUAUACAGGGUGAGGGGGAAAUCAUGAACAUUAUGCUGGAUGUGCUUAAAGUCCUUUCUGUGGAUUGAUUUCAUAUGAAGUGUGUGAUCAGGUUGUCCUUAGCAACUCUUUUGAUGGUCAGAAUUAAUAACCACUUUUUUGGGUUUUGACCAAUCAGAGUGAAGUAUUCAACAUGUGACUUACAGCUACAAUUUAGAGGACUGUAAAGUUCAGUUAUUUGGUCCAUUUUCUGUUAAUCAAUUCAUAAUAACCUUCAUUGUUAAUUAUUCAACCACAUCUGCUGCUUUUGACUCCUUGAUUAUUCUCUUGACUUUUUUUUUCACUGUGUCCGUAGGUGGUCAAAGGCCUGACGUAUCUGUGGAGCCUGAAGAUACUUCACAGAGGUGAGUAAAGUAGUGGGAAGGCUCUGUGUUAUUAAAAAAAGAGCAGAGUUGAUAAAGACAGGACACAGGGUGCUGAUGUUGCAGUUUUAUCAAGCAGUUUGUCUCCACAGACGUCAAGCCCUCCAAUAUGCUGGUGAACACCCGGGGACAAGUCAAGCUCUGUGACUUUGGUGUCAGCACACAGGUACACUGAUUUGUUUGUGUAAGGAUGAUAAAGAGAGAGAGGAAGAAAGUGAGGGGAGGAAAGACGAUUGACUAAAGCUGCGUCACUACAGUGCUGUGCAAUCUGUGUAUGUAUGUAUGUAUGUGUGUGUGUGUGUGUGUGUGUGUGUGUGCAUAUGGUCAACCUGUCAAUCACUACAUUCAUUUUCACCUCAAAACAUCAGCACUGUCCCGGGGGUCAUCCUCUCAUACUAAGCCCACCCCCCCACAUCCAUUGUUCUGCAGCCUCAGAAAAAAUCACUCAUUAUUAUUAUGACCCAUGCGCACAACGGCAGAGCCUCAUUGAUAUGUAUUCAGGAGAUGUGGGGAAAGCGUGGGUGGCAGACAAUGGCCAAGUCAGUCUGUGUGUGUGUGUGUGUGUAGGGUAGAGUGUGUGUUUGCAAUGUAAUCAUCAGGGAGAGACCUUCAACACACCCUAAAAAAAAUCAACCCCUAGGACUGAGUCUGAAUGUGUGUAGUGAAAAAAAAAGGGACACACAGCUUCCCCUCUGAGGCAAAUUAUUAUUCAUUUUAAACCCCUGCUUCCCGGGAUGCUCCAAGGUGAAUUUUGCACCCUGUAUGUGUAACACUUUCACACACACUGACUUGUCCUCUGUCUUUGUGACUCAUUUUUUUUCUGUUUACCUCUCUGUCACGCAUUCAUACACCCCCCCCACCCCAGUCCCCCCGAAUGCUGAGGGGCCUGCUCAAAAAUAGCCAUGAGGGAAUAGACAGUCAUUAUCACUGUCCUGUCAUUGAUGGCAUGUGCUAUUGUACCCGCACACACUGAAACACACACACACACACACACACACACACACACACACACACACACAUCAGUGCCUCCUUGUGGGUGGAGAGCGGCCCCAAAUAUGAACCUGACACUUAAAUAUGUUUACAUGAGGUUACUCCCUGAUGUAGGAUGAUUCCGUAUUGAAUACUGAAGGUGUUUAUUUAAUUGGAGUUUUAACAUCCACCUUUCAUUCAUUUCUUUUACAGUUGGUAAACUCCAUCGCCAAAACAUAUGUGGGAACUAAUGCAUACAUGGCGGUAAGUUGACCCUUUUAAUUUGGCUUCAUGGAGUAAAUAUAAUAUUUGAUCAACAACUGUUGAUGACGGUUAAUUCAUGAGAGGUGUGUUUGUUUGCUUUUCAGCCUGAGAGGAUAUCAGGGGAACAGUAUGGUAUCCACGCAGACGUCUGGAGUGUGGGGAUCUCUUUCAUGGAGGUACGACACUUCAUAAAUUGGUUAUUGCUGGGAAGAAAAUGCAUUGAGUUCACAGUGAGAUUGCAGCUAAUUUUAUUUGACAUUUUAAGAUGAAUAACUUGAAAUGAAUAAGGUUGUGUUUUCUCUCUGCCUGUUGCUCAUUUGGUCCCUUCAUAUGGGAUCUUCCUCUUUGAGAGGAAUCCAUAGGGACAGCCUCCUUUAGCACUUUUCACAGGACAUUUUCUAACAGCUGACAUAGGUGGACAGAGUAAUAAAACAGUGGAGGACACAUUACUUGACAUUAUGUAGAUGCAAAGGGUUGUUAUCGAAGUGAUACGCUUCCUCAUCUCUUCUUUUUUUUAUUUUGUCUUUGCAUUUUCAAACUACUUUGGUGUUGCCUAUUAUUAGAAGACCGAUAAACUGAACACCAGAAUAACCAUGUAUUUGACUUAGUACAAAAUGGCAAAAACUGAGACGUAUUGGAUGCAUAUUGCUUUUUGUGAACAUGAUACUAAGCAUCUGUAUCCCUGUCCGAGUCCACUUAAAGUGUUGAUCGAGCGCUUGACCGACACCCUGCGAUUACAAAUAACAUUUUAAUUUCUGUAUAACCCUCCCCUGGUCUUUUGUCCUUCCACCGGCGUUAUUGAUUCUCCAUCUGUGUGUGUCUGUCUUCAGCGCUCCCUCUUCAGUAUAACAAAUGAAUUGGACUUCUGCCUCUCCCAUAUUUGUCAAUAAUGUUUAAUAUCAUUACAAUAAUAACAAUAACAGAUGAUAUCACAAGGAUGGAGCCCUGUCAGAAUUAUUGACAAGCUCUCUGUGUGAUAAAGAUUAAGUCUUAUAGAGAUAGACCUUCUGCCUGUCCUCUUUAGUUGAAGCUGUUGAUGUGUACAUUAAGCUAAAUGAAAUGGCUUUGUAGCCCCUCUCACUAUGGAUUGAUCUUUAUCCUACUAGUUGGUCUAUCUAUGUCCAAGGAAAGACUCUGCUUCUUUUGACACAUUAAUAACAUAAUGUUGCCAAUAAGCUGGGCAGCUGCCCUUGACCAGGAUGAAAAAUACCCACCCAAAGUGAAUUGCCAAAUGUCAGGGAGAGCUGUCACCCACCCCCCAGCUAAAAUAACACACACACACACCAGCAUCCCACAAUCCCCCUGUCCUUCCCUUUUAUCCCCCCAUUUUGUCCUCUGCAGGUGGUAAUCGUGGGGGGGUUAUUAACUAAUAGCUGAUGUUGUUUGAUGAGGAAGUGUUAUCAGCAGGUGGGCACAAAGCUUACCUCAAAGACUGAAAGUCUCAAGUUCUGCAUGCUUCACUUGCGUACGCAGAAUUUUCCCUAUUUGUUGACACACAAAUUCAAUUUAAAUUGGACAAUUACACUUAAAUGGUGCAUUUGGAUUAAAUUGCAUGUACGAUGUAUACGGUGCAUUACAUUUUGAUAGCCAUUGUAAUGGAAACAAAUCCAGCUUCUACAGAGUUUUUAUUUUUGUGGAUUACAGUUUUUACUGCUGCAGCUGCACCAUUUCUUCUUCUGUUAUCACGGCUGCCUGUAUUAUAUUGUCAAGGACAUACGCUGUCCACACACGCAAACACACACGGUAUCUAUUUGGGGGGUGGGACAUAAAAUGAGACAAAGCCGAAAAUAUAAACUUGAUGGAGUAGCCAAAUUUAUGCUUUAUGGAAUUUGUUUAACAGCAAACUUACUGAAAUUACCGAACAUGUCUGAAAAAGCAUUUCUCUUUUCUGCACAGUUGGCAUUAGGGAUGUUCCCGUAUCCGCAGGUGAGUCAUUUUUUUUAAUAUAUUUUUGAUUUUAAUUUUUGUUAUCCUCCACAUAUUCAUUGAGCAAAUGUGUUAUUCUCCCAAAAGUGGUUUUAACUAAAAACUGAAAAUAAGACCACAUCUAUUUUUACCAUAAAAACCUUAAGAAGAACUUUAGAACACUUUAUGUCUUCUGAAAAAAAUAAAUCUGUUGCUCUAACAGGGCCCCUGAUGAAAAUGUGGUUUUGUGCAUCUGUGAAAUGGCAAUUUUUCACAAAUGAUUUUGUGAAAGAGUUUCUCAUUUUUAUUUUCUGAACCAAGAUUUUAUUAUUUUUAAAUGUUCUAAAUUUAACAGUUUUUCAUUUAUGCAAUCAGGUUUUGUAAUGAUUCCAAAACUCAGUUUCAUCCCAAAGUACUUGUAAUAAUUCUUAGAAAUGCCUUCCUAUUAAUCCAGGCACUAAUAAUGAAUUAAGACCCAUAAUAAGAUUAAGAUGUGGACCUCAAUUAUCAUUUUUCUGUCAUCUCUAUUACUCCCUUGAUUAAAUGUUCAUUAUUGAUAAACCAAUUGUAAUGUGGAAAUGCACUAGUUGUAUUCAUUUUUUUCCCCUCAUUACACUAAGUUAAAAUCCUGCUCAAAUGUAAUUGCCGAACACAGAAGUGACUUCACAAUCCCAUCAAGUCUUAAUUAGCCCUUUUAAGAUGGGUUUAUCUCACUAAUCCCUAGCUGAGCAAUCUAAAUCUGGUUACCUUAGGUUACCUCCUGUCCGCCCUGCUUUACAAACUGUGAAGGCACGCAUUUUAUCUAAUGAAAAGUUUGCUCUCUCACAACUACACUUUGAUUGGUGGCAAAUCAUCCCCACGAAUUGAUUCAGUUAUCGAAAGGGUUUGAAUUAUAACUUUGAAAUAGUCAGCCGCUCAGACUGCGUGCAACUGUACUUGUUAUUUACGACUCGACGGCUCUAUUAGUCGAAGGAAAUUGCAGUUAAACAAAGAGGCAAAGUGUGAUGUAACCACUUUAAUCUGCCCAGGGUUACUGUGUUAGUGACUGCUUGCUUUCAGCAUAGUGACUGUUUAUCCUGGCAAAAAUAAGUUAGCUAACUAAACAAUUGAGCUUAAUCGCAUACAGACUGUCUCUACCUCUACAAGAUAGCUGUUACUGAUAGAUACCUCAGUUUGAAGAUGUAAUCCUCUUAGUGUUAUAAAUUAUGUACUGAGAGAAAUCCAAAUGUUUGUGACAAGUAUUAAUUCAGCACCUUGCUCAACAGCAAAGCACCAUCUGUGAAGCAGACUCGUGUUACGGUGUAGCUAUCCUCUUAUUUUCUGUGUCGAUCAUUAAUUCUUGGGCCGUGAUUUAAAAGCAUUUGAAAACCUUUGUGCGUGGUAGAGAGGUGUUUAUACCAACCUCAAAUUAGAUGGUGAUGUAAAUGUCACACAAUGAUCAAUCUGUUACUCUGCAUGUGUAUGACGACAGCCUGGGGCGUGUCUGAUUUUUGAUUGUAGUUCUUGCUUUCGUUUAAUGCCUCCAUUAUCAUGUUAAUUGUGAGUGUAGUUCUGCAAAUGGACGGUAAUUUACUCUACACUCAUUGAUAUAAAUAGGGUAUAGCAAAUAUUAGAGACACCUCUUAGUUUAUAGAUUUGUCUCUCCACUAUUACGCAGCUUUCCUCAUCUCAGUGUUAAUUUUCCCCUAACUCCAUAUGGUGCUGCAGACACUUCACCUGCAGGCUGUAGCAGAGCGGUGCGGCGAGAGCGCUCAGAUCCAGCUUGUCAGGCGCAGCCAGCCAAAGUCCUGGGGCCUAAGCUGUCAUUUUUGCAGACGCUGGCACAGCUGUCUGUGCAAAACCCCCUGCUGCACUUCACUGAGAACAUUUUAGUACAGACUGAGGGAGAAGUUAGAAAAAAAUAAGAGAGUUUAUAGGAAAAUCAGCUGCUGCCUAGUUCCCAGUGUGUCUGUUCUGUUGGCUUACUCUCUUUGCACUGUUUAAGAAAGUCAUCUUCAUUUUUUUUCCACAACUGCAUCUGGAGAUUACAUGUAAAUUGAGUAGCAUGUCACAUCAUACAGAAAGCAUGCUGUUGUUAGUAAACGACAUUAGUUGAAACCAGCUACAGAUUUCAGUUGAAGAGGGAGGUAUCCAGUCAAAGUGUAUUGAUAUGGGGGGAUUUGAGUUUUUCUGCAGAGAUUUAAUUCAGAAUAAACAGGUGAGCGAGGGAAGAGAUAUGAGGUGACCAUCUACUCUUAAAUGAAACAGUUACGGUGCUGUUCUGAGAAUGAGAAUGCUAAAAUGGGUUGGCCCGCCCAGUAAAAAUGUAGUUUAGACUAUAGACGAGUGGACAGAUGAAGUUUUUGAGAUGAUUUUUACCUUUAAAAAGAUAUUUAAAGCAUUCCUUUGUUUUCAACCUUUUCAUUAAGUGUGAGUGCGCAUGCUGGCCUGUGGCUUAUAUUUGUGGACAAGUAGUUGAUGCAUUAUCUCUUUCACUCCUUUGUGUGUCUGUGUGCACACACAGUGGAAUCAUCACUUCAUGUUCGUCAUGACUAGAGAUGGUGUCUUUAAUUCCACUUCACCACAUGUCGGGAUUCAUUUGCGUCCUUUGUCAGGAGUUAAUGGAGUUUUUGCACGGCUCGCUCUGAAAGUCUUUGAAGACACCAGACCUGAUUUGAUGUGUAUACAGCCGCCAGCAGUAUUGCUUCUGAUUGAUUCUUUGUCUUUUGUUUGUUCCAUAGUUUUUGCUUCACAAUUUUAUCAUUUUUUUCCCCUCAAAUCUGAAUUUACUCCAGGAUGAAAUAUCAUAUCACUUCUUUUAUGUGUAUGUUUCAGGAGCUUCCAUUACACAUCACUGCAUCCAUCAAAAACAGCAGAGACACCUCCAGUUAUUUGUUUUUUCAUGCCAGAUGCAAAAUGUUGUAAACAGGGUUUUCUGUACCAGCUCCAAACAUACACUUUGUUUGACUGUUUUUUUAUUAGUUAAAAUUCUGUUAAAGACUUUAAGACUCUUCUUAAGCUUCAUACAUUAUUAGUGAAAUGAUUCGAAACAUAUUUUCCCUUUCUUCUGAAUCAAACGUACUGAGAGUCUUGCUACACCUCCGUCAUUUGAUACCAUACUUAGUAAUGUCACCAAAAUUUUACUUGUGUGCGUCUUUUAGGUGAUAGAUUUAUUUGAACAUAUACUUUAGCUCAGUCUUACACAUCAGCAAAUCGAUUCUUCAUCGGUAUUUGCUUAUCUUUAUCUGGGAGUUUUACUGAUCCAGGCUGAGGAUGAAGGCUGUCAACAAGAAGGAGAUCAGAGGAAACUGGGUUGUUUUUAAUAGCUUGUAAUUUUCAGCAGACACAUCUGAAGCUAACAACAAAAAAGAGCCCCCACCAUCACCCCCUAUCUUUUGGUGUUACCCCUUUGGUAGGAGACCUUCUUUUAAGUGUUUCUGGAGUUGAUCCAAAAGACGGAACAGAAACCUGAAAAUAAAUUAGUGACUGUUAAUUUUCACCCUUUGAUAUUUUCAUGUAAUGGUUGAAGGUUGCCGUGGCUCUUAUUGACAUGGAUUUGCGUCUCAAGAAGACAAGACGAUGACGGGCUCACUUGUCAAACAUCAGUUUGUUCUUUGUAGAUCAGGUGUCAGAAAAUGGUUUGAAGGAAUGUAUAAUUGGAGAGUCUUUCUGAAGUAUAAAUGUUAUAUUAAACAAUGCUCACCCUCAGGACAAACAUCGUGAUAAUAUGUCUACUAGAUAAUCAGCCAACAGUGAUGAGACUCCUUUAAGAGGGAAAGAUAAGGAGGGAUUACCAAAGCUGUCUUUCUGUUCUGUGGUCAAGCUACCUAGUACAAGAAGAAUAAGUGCUCAAUUAUGCUUGAAUAAGUUUGUCUCCCACUAUCCAAUUUCAACCCCUGGAGCAGCACGCAAUUUUGUCCUAGUAAUUAUUUCUGAACAAAUUAGUUUUCCAUAGUUGCCUUUAAUGUGUCUGAAUCAGGCAAAACUGGAUAUAAAGGCGGUUUAGGAGCCCCUUGGUAUUGGCAGAGUGGGAAACCCUGUAUUUAAUUGAGUGAAUCAAUAAGUGCUCUAAUGCACUGUCAAAAGACUGAGAGAAAUGAGCAAUUUAUUUACCAAACAGUAUUAGACUUUUAGCUGAGCUGAUGUUUCAGGCCUUCAAUCUUUUAGUCUGUAUGAUAGAGUCAUUAACUCGGCUCUGGAGGAUAUGGAACUGAUUGUGAAGGUUUCAGUACUGAUGGUUUUAAUUGGGUAACUCAAAUAUUUCAUGUGGUUCCGCCAUGGUGCCAUUUUUAAACACUAUCAAGUAUCAUGGUGUUGAUCUUUUGUGUUGAGCAUGCUUUUCUAAAUUCUGCUCUUUAAAAGGUUUUAACUGUUGUAUAAUUCUUUUACUGUUAAAUUGAUUUUAAGCUUGAUUUAAACACUGCUAUCCAAGCAUUGACUAUUUUUAAUGUGUUUUAUCCCCAUCUGCUUUUAUUCCUUUUUUCCCGGCUUAAAUUUAUCUAUUUAUCUAUUUAUAAUUCUGCUGUCAUCAUAAAUGUAUGUGACAUGCCAUGUUUUGACCUCAUUGUUUUGUUGCACCUGUGAAAUUGAGUAUGUUCAUUCCAAAGCCGGCUCAUAUUGUUUGUAACAGUUACUCUACAGCCUAGCACACCCGGAUAACCUGCAGGGCAGGAAUAAAGUACCACUCUGAAAAUAAGCAUUAGUGGAUUUUACCCCCAUUCUCCACAAAUGAGAGCAAGGCCAUUAACAUUUGUGUGUUUUCAUUAUGUAAAUGGUGUUAACGCAUACUCACAAAUUGCCAACAGGAAAGCAAUAAUUUUCUCCCAGUGAUCAUAAUGUGUCCAAGUGCAUCAUCUUGAUUAUGACACGCUAAUUACAUAUUGCCUCGUCCCGUCUUCUCUGUCUUGCCCUACAGAUCCAGAAAAACCAAGGAUCUUUAAUGGUAAGUUUUAUUGCAUUAGAAUAGCAGAAAAGAAAAUAGGUCUCCCACACUAUAGCCUGUUACUCAUGGUUGGCUUUCUCAUUUGGGGGGAAAAAAACUCAAAUUGCAUUUUUGCAAUGAAAUAUUAGAUCAUGCUUAAACUGCUUGUGUUACAUUAGGUGCCAUUAUGAAAUAAUAAAAAACUUAAAGGAGCUGAAGGAUGGCUUUGCCCGAGCUUGCUGCAUUUGAUUAAUCUAAGUAGAUACUUUUUAUCACACUAUUGAUUUUCCUUAUUGCCAGGAAAUUUCAUGUGUGCUAACAUUUUUCCUUCAUCUGUGUUUCUCCACUCCCAGCCUCUCCAGUUACUGCAAUGCAUCGUUGAUGAGGUGAGUCGUCGUCUUAUGUGCUUUUGCAUCUAAAGUCAGUCCUAAUGGUCCGGAAAGCUUAUAUUUUGUUUCCUAAUGAAGCAAACCACUCAGGCGGCUUUGCUCCCCACUCACUCAGCCCUUCACCCCGUGAAACUGCCUCCGGCAACACACAUAUGCACCCGCACAUUACCGCAGAGGUUGGACCUGUCAUGAGUGACACACACAGCAACACAGCUCUGAAUUGUGUCUACAACAGUGACAGUAUGAAAGCCGAUAAGAAUAUGUUUAAACAGGACUUUUCUCAAGACUCCACUGGAUAUGUUUCUUUAUAUAAAGGCGUGAUACAAAAACCCAGUUUAGGAGUUUAGUUUUUGUAUUACACAUGAGUACUAAGGAGAAAUGAUCAGGACUGGUCCUUCAAAAACUGUUUUAUUUUACUAUAAUCAAGUAAAAUAUUGAAAAUAUCUGUAUGAAGCAAACACCAGCCCACACAACAAUAUCAAUUAUUUCUUUUCCCCAAAACACACAAUUUAUCACAAGUGAAACUGAAACAACCUAGCAUACCCUCAGCUGAGUAUGGGUCUAAAGCACUGUGUCUGUGUUUAUGUGAACGUGUAGACUCACAUGUUCCCACAUUUUCAUUGAAAGCAGCCACCAUCAGCACACUGAGAUGUAAAAAAAAAGAAAAAAACACUACACCUCUGUAGCCUGAACUAGCCCCCCAAACCGCAUCACCAGCCAUAUCAGUCAUUAAAGAUACAAUGUCACUUGUCUUUAACUGUCUAUAGAUAGGCCUUAAUUAAUAAUUAAAUGCUUUUGGGUUGUAAUGGAUUGACCCGAGCUGAACUGUUCAUUAGUCAGCUCGACGGAGGCAUCACUCAAACUAUUUUUUUCCGUGCCUUGUCCUGUCCCUCCCUUCAGGGCAAGAGAACAGUUUUUUUGUGUCCCCAGUGGGCCAGCACUUCCUGACUGUCCCAGCUAAAGCAAUGUUUUAGAGAGAGAGAGAGAGAGACAAGAAUAUCUGCACUGUUUGGAAAGGAGAGUUGUUAAGAGAGGAUUUAAAGGUUUAAUGAUGGAUGUAUGAUGGAUUAUCCAGAAGAGUGCUUUACCUGGUGAAUGUAGGUUGUUGCCAGUCUGGGACCUACUGCACUUUGUUUACUUCUGCACAGAUAUUUGUCAGAAAGCUAAUGGAGAUUUUCUUUUUUAACAAUGUUCAUUUGAUUCUUUGUCAGUAGGUCUUUGUUCAGUGGUUGUUCUAUUCCCUCACAGGAAUGCAGUAAUAUACACACUAAUAAUGAAACAAAAUAUAUUUUAAAUUACUUUUGUUAUUGAGAAGUUUUUAAAUUUAGAUACAUUUUCUCAGUAAUGAGACUUAAGUGAUAACUGAUAAAUGGAAAACUAUUGAGUGAUUUCAAUAAGAAAUCUGGUACCAAACUGACCUUGUAUUAAUAGUCAUUUUUGUUGAUCUCAGGUUUGCAUUUGACUAAAAUUUACAGUUUUACUUUUAUUUACAUUUUGUUUCUAGUUAUGCCAUGUCUACAUUUUUUUGCAUACGGCAGUGAAGCUUCUUCUGUCGCAUGUAGGUCUGUGGAGUUCCCCAAGGCUCCAUCUGUGACCCAUGGCUGUUCUGUGUCUACGUCCUGUCUUAAGGACUAAAACACAGAAGUCUGUAUAUUUGUAAUGGGUGCCGGCCUCUUCCAAACUUCUCCAGCUAAAUGAAAGAAAUUGUGUAUCACUCUUUAUGAUCUCCACCCUCAUUUGGAAAAGCACUUUGUCUGUACAGUCGCAAAUCUUGUGUGGCAAUUAGAGUAAACAUACAUUAGAAAAACGAAGUACAAAAUUCGUUCUGUGAUGUCUUUGUCAAAUGAGAAGUAUCUUAUAUCAAGCAUUUAGAUUAUUUUUAUUUCAUGAAUAAUGAGUUGUGUAAGUAUGAAAGGCAUUUAGCUGCAAUGAAACACAACUGCACACCAUUUAAGAAAUGUCAGAGGGCAAAAUAAAGUCAGCCGGGUCUUUCCUUUCGACACAGGUUACCACUAAGCAUCAGAAUUUAUUUUGUAACUGGACUAACUCUCUGCAAAAUAACAUUAUGGCUAGUUUUCUAGAUUGGCCCGAAUUGCUGCUUCUCUGUUUGCCAGAGUACUUUCUCAGGUCCUCCAGCAGGGCUUCAGAGGUUUAGUCUUAAGUACCAGCUGAAGAAGAAAGACAACUGAGCUUCAGCAGUCAUGGACCAUCGGCUCUCAAACCUUCUGUUUGAUGAUUUUAGGCUUGCAGAAGCAGUGACCUCUUGUAAAUCAUAUCUACACCAUAUGUCUUUUAAACAAGUUUAUAGACACGUUUACGUCUGAUUUUGAUCAUGAACAACUUGUAGAGCUAAAAGCUGUAAAUGAGCUCUUUGAGUUGUCUUUUUGUUUGUCUUGUUAAUAGAUACUACUGUGAGUGAAUUUGAAUGAACUUAACCCAAUUAGGCCUGGCACACCCAACAUGAAAAUAAUGGCAGGUGCGAAAAAUGAUGCCCCACUCACUGACAUUUAGUAGCUAUUACCUGUUCGUACAGAGUGUAAAUGUGAUCCAAAUACAUUUAACUUCCUCAGGUUGUGGUUCUCUAAUAUCAUGCAGUAUAUAUCCACCAGAGAUUUGAAAGUUGCUUUAACAGCUGAAUGACUAAUAGCCUCCUGUGAGUGGAUCAUUAAUAUUAUUGCAGCUUCAAGUUUUAUGCUCAGGAGGGGGUGGGAUGUGACAGUCUGCCUCUCUUUUUCCUUCUCUGCCUCACAGUAAGACAUAGCUAAGAAAGACCCAUCCGAGAGAUUGGAGUCUCCUGCGCUCAGAAUAAAGACCACAUAAAAAAUCAGGGACAGCAUCAGGUUAAACUAUUGAUUAAAGCAUUCAGAAAGGUCCGUAACAUUUAUUUCAGUCUCCGAAUAAAUGUGACUGAACACAUAAAAAGUAGUCCAUCAGAGAUUAAGUAAUAAUUUUUUAUUUUGCAAGGAGAGUGGCCUCGAAAAUCAUGAAAUAACUUGAAUCGUAAUAGAAACUUCAACUUAUUGAACUUGAGUUUUUGGAGUGGAGAAGUCAUAUUUGUUGUUAAGAAAAGGCACAUGGCUCAAUUUGCAUGUCAGUUUUCACCUGUUGUUGAAUAGUCAGUGAGCCAAGAUGUGAUUAAAAUUGUUGCCGUCUUGGUAUAACAUGGUCAGGAUCCUACAAAAUUCAAAUUGGGGUUGAUUACACUAACAUGCUUAUAUCGUGAGUCUAGUUCUUGUUUUUCUGUGGUUGUUUCCACCAUCUGUCUGCUGUCCACCCUCAUUAAUGUGCCUCUCUCUUCCAUUUGUUUGAAUAGCAAGUGGCUGCACUAAUAAAGAACUCCCACUUUAUUUUCAAGCCUGUAAUUACUGAUCUAAUUUUGCCUAAUAAUUGCUUCAUGGCAAUCACAUGUAUAUUUACCCGUACCCUUGUACCCUUCGAGUGUGUGUUCUGUCUCAUAGCGUAGCCCGUUGACAACCAGCAGAAUAAUUCACUCAGGCUCGCCACUUUCAUCAGCCUGCUUGUCUUUUGUGCCAUCGCCUGCUGCCACAUCAAAGCUGCAGCAGUGUUGCUCUCAGCUGGAGACAUGAAUACAUGCAUAAAUGUGUGUGUUUGUGUCUGCAGAAAGGUGCAUGUGCAUGCAAAUAUGCGGGGAAAGUGCAGAGGGAGAUUCUGCUCCGAUUUAGCUUACACAACACAUGAAUUAGUUGUGUUGUCAACAUUUUUGCUCAAACUGCUUGAUCGUUUGUGUGUAUCUAGGUGUGUGUGUGUAGGUGUGUUUACCAUAGUACAGUGGUUGCAAAUUAUUUGGUACUCUCCCUCAAAACCGAGUGUACACCCAGGCUUGUGGUGUGCAGUGCUCAAGGGCAUUUGUUUGUGCAUGCCUGUGUGUGUGUGUAUGGGCUAUGAUAUAUUGCUCAUCCAAGCGGCGGCAGAACUGUGAAGUGCAGUGAGAUUAGAGGAGAACCCAUUCCUUUGUUAAUUUAAAUGGGUUCAUGCAUCAUGCUUUGCAGGAGCCUGCCGAUCAGAGCAUUGAGGAAUGGCGAACACUGCCCAGAGGUGUUUUUAAUGGCACAGCAGGGCUUCAGAUGUAAAGAGGUGUAAUUCCCUGCAUUUGAAUAAAUGCCUGGUUGUGGACUGAGGCUUUAUGAUGUUUGUGUGCUUAGAAGUAUAGGUGUUCAUGUCUUUGUCGAUAUCAGUGGCUGUCACCAUGCAUGUUUUAAACCUUCAAGACUUUUGCCUUUACCUUAAAGUGAACUUACUUUUCAUAUUUCUGAUAGUACUCUCUGCUCAUAAGGUAAAAAUACCUGGUAAUCUAGCUGUUAGUUGUCAGGAGUGGGGUUGUCUAUUUUGACAGUUUCAACUAAUACAUAUAGAGCAUUUUCUGCAGUAUAUUUCAACAAGAAUAAAUUAAUUUCAGUGAAACAAUAGAGUAAAUAUCCAGCUUAAAAUCAGUCAGCAACCCAUGGAACCCCAACAAUUAUUGAUACCUGCCUGCUGUGUAUUUGUUUUUGUACAGUUGUAGAUCUAUUUUCAGUUGUGCUGCUUUUUAGAAAAUGAGGAAAGUUCAGGUCCAUUGAUUUGGGAUAAAAUUGUGUUUGGAAAGCAAUUUUAUCCUAAUUCAUUUUUUCUGCAAGGUUGUGGAAGGUCAGAGUAACUGUAAAUAUUAGAAGGUUUUUAUGCCAACAGCCAAAGGUAAUGAAGGAAGCAGAGAAUGAGUAGGGAAAUAGAUGGAGUAAUGAGGUGAGGGGCAGUAAUAGAGGGUCACUCUAGGGCAGCUCUUUUACGAGACACGCUUCAUAGGACCUCCACUGACAACAUGAAACAGCUCUGAUACACACACAUGCAAACAUACACACAAGUGAACUGAGGAAAUUUUUUUUCAAUUUCGUUGAAGUUCAAGUUUGGACAUCAACUGAACUUGUAGGUGUCAAGACAAUUACUCUUUCCCAAGCCUUAGACCGCAAAAUCCAAACAAAAUAAAUAAAAAAUAAAACGACAGUAGUAGAAAAGAAAAACACCACUAGCGCACAGUACAAAGCACUCUCAGAUUCUACCACUGAGUGAGACAGUGAUUGCGUCUUUGUCCAGCACCGAGUGUGACAAAAACACAAUGAUGAAAAAGGGAAAAAAAUGGAAUUAGACUCGGGUUCACAUAUGUAGCCUUUGUAUGAGCUGAGCUUUAACUCAGCUUUCAAUAGUUUAAUUACCCUAUUUUUAUCCAAGUACACCUUCAGGUAUCUCUUGACAUUGGUGGUAUUUUAAAGCCUCUAAGGCUGAUUCUUCCAACAGCACCGUGGUUCACACGCACAUACUCCUCUUUUUCCUUCCCUAGCGUUCUACUUUGAGUAAGGACAGUCCAUUUAUCUUCCAUUUCCCAUCAAGUCUCAGAAUCUUUUCUGCAUUUUUUCAACCAGCCUCAGAAAGCAUUGGCAGUGUGAGCUCCAAAGCCAGGGUUAGAUGUUUAAAUAGAUCCCUUUAAAUUAAAACACCUUAAUUUGAAGCUAUUUUAAGUCCAAAUGUCAAUAUUUUAGCGAAAGUACCAAAAAAAUAUGACCACCAAGUCUUAAAAUGUUGUUUUUUUUAAUGUUCUUUCUCCUCACAGGAUCCUCCAGUUCUCCCUGUUGGACAGUUCACUGAAAAGUUUGUUCACUUCAUCACACAGUGGUGAGUUCCUUGCAGCUGUAUUUUUAAUACACUUUGGUACUAUAAAUACAGACUUAACCCUCUAAAAUCUCAUAUGGAGUUUCAUUUGUUUUUAAAGGCUUUCAGGCCCUGUGGUGCGCUUAUUUGGGGAUUGUGUUUGUCAAACAAAACCAAGUCAACCAUUAAACCCUCACAGAGCCAGAUUGAACAACAACUAGGGUCACAAGCUACAUUCAAAAUAGAUCAACCAAAUUUUAAUGGUAUUUACAGUGAACAAUGGAUUGAAGAGCGUGUGUAUUUGAAUGCAUUGUGGUUGAAAUUGUCAAAUUGCCAAUUUUUCUUCAAGGACUGAUUGAUUUAUCAAAUGCAUUUGGACAAAGACAAUAUUUACCCUUUCUUUGCCUCUGAUGCAUUAUCCUCUUGAAACCUUUACAGUUAAACUAGCAUCAACAUACACACCCAAACCACAUGUAAGCAGUGUGUGUGUGCGGCUGGCUUUAGCAGCUGUUGUUUAUCCACCCUGCCUGCUUUAGUCAAACAAGGCACCUCUCUCUCAGGACAAACUGAUGCACUGGUGUCCUACUCUGCCUUGGUUCAGCGCUGGCACCGUCUUUACCUUGGUUUUCUUCCAGGGGAGUAUAAACAAAUGAAACGUCUAUCCCUCUCUAAAUCCUCAGAGCCCCCAGUGUGCCUCACUCUGACAGAUUGUGCAUGUCUAUACACAAAGAAACACUCCUACAUAAAUCCACUGAACCAGUGAUGUUCCUGCUUUAACUGGUGUUUUCUGAUUAAUAAAAAAAUAAUUGAAAUAAGAAAUAUUAAUUAAAUGGCUUUUUGAAAUAAAUGUACUGUAUUGUUCAGCUAUAGAGCCUUUUCAUCUAUUAACGUUUACCUUCUGUUUCUGGGUCAUGAAAGUUCAUUUAUCACGCCUUCUCUUGAAUCGUCAUGUAUAAUUGGAAAUUAAGUGAUUCAAAUUAAAGUUAGAACAAAAAAAUGUGUUGUACACUCAAACAUCGUCUGAAUAGUGUCUGGGUAUUGACUUGUAUUUUUUUUUUAUUUCAGUAUGCGGCGGCAACCCAAAGAGAGGCCUGCCCCUAAUAACCUCAUGGUAAGUUAAACCAAGCCUUCCAUUAACCGACUCCAAGGACCACAAAAUAAAAGUUUUGAAUAACUGCACACAGAGGGUAAUCAUACUUAUACAUUCCAAUGAAUUUUCAAUUAAACAUUAUUUUUAUUACCUCUGUAGUUUUUCAAGUACACAAUUGUAUUUUACGCAAUGAUUGAGGUCAUUUGGGUCAAGGACCCUUGAAGUUUGUUUUUCUGUGUGGGAACAGCAUUAAUGAACUUUAUUUUACUAAUGAAAAGAGUCAGAGAGCUCAGAAAGAUAACCUUGAAUUAUGAUUGAAAUGUACUUCAGCCAUAAUUCCAUUUCCCUGGAUUGGCAUGCAGUGUGUAUGAAUUGGGCCCAGCUGUUGAACAACAGUUGAAUAUUUCUAGUUUACAGAAAAAAGUUUUAUAGUUUAAUGAAAAUUUGAUUGAGGGACAAAAGGAAAUGAUUUUAUGUGCUUGUGUGUGUGUUUGUGUGUACCUGACUGUAUUUGUGCAAGUAACAUUUAAAAAUUUGCCAAUUACCACAGUCAUUACUGCCGUAUUUCCCUGAGCUCAAACGAAUUGAUUUCAUAGUUGUAGAAGUUUUCUUGUAGUGUGACCUCAAAUUUUCUCUGGUAAAUGGCAACAGGAGGAGAGCCUCUCUGUUUGUUUAAACAAAUGUGCAUCACCGGGUCUUUUUACUUUUAUAUCUUGUUAGUCUUGUAUUGUCAUCACUUUGUUUUUAUUUUGUUUGUUGACAUUUCACAAAGAAUUCCGGCAAGUUGAAUUUAAGUAAAAUACGGAAGCGAUUCCUGGUAUGAGGAGCUGUAAAGAUUUGUUUUUCAGAAAAGGACUUUGAUUUGUCAAAUAGUGAAUUCAAAUGAACUGCCUUCAGCCCCUUCCGACAGGGAUUUUCUCUUUUUUACACAAGGCCCUGGGAGUUUGCACAAACUGCCUUUUAAGAGUUGCAACAUGGUCUAGUUUCUGUGUUAGGACCAAGGACAGCGACCGUGACAUCCACAGGGAGAGGAGGGGUGAAGGUGUGUUUGUUGGGUGGUUGGGGGUGGAAGGUGUAAAUGCAGAGCUGCUAACAGUUCACAUGUUCUCAGUCUCACACCAGAAAGGAGGAGUAAAGAGAAAUGUUGUCUAGACACUCAGUGGGAAGUCCAGCCUCUAGACUUGAGUGUUUCUCUCAAGGGAGAGACCAGGCUCAGCAGAUUUUGGGUUGUGCGGUUGGUUUUGCGCUCCUUUGAAUAAAACUUUUAUUGUUUUUGUCGAGUGCUCUCGACAUUAAUCAUUUAUCCUGUAAGUCUGAUCUCAUAACAGUUCUAGUGGAGAAGAUCAAUAAAAUAAACUUUACCUUUGCUUUAUUUAGUCUGUCUGCAAUGCCCAGGGAACAUACCUUUCAGCAAUUUGAAGGAGGGUAUAGAUAUUCUCAGAGAGGCGUGGAUCAUGUGUCGGUAGCACAGGGCUAUUUCCUGGUGGCCUGAGAGUCUAUUUGACCUGGAGUGAGCAGUUGGUACAAACUCUCAGAAUGCAUACAUCAUCAUAUUCAAGUGCACCUCGAGCUUGUUUUUUUUUGUGCUCAGUUCAGGUUGCAACUGCAAACCGUGACAUCUUGGUUACUUGCAGUGCACAAAGCAACCAUCUACUCGCUGCUUCUUCACUGAUGUUCCUUCCUUUCCAUGGAAAAAGGAAAGGUGGAGCAGGGAGGGAGUGGAUUUGAUGUAGGAAGAUCUUAGCUAAAGAUGCAGCGAAUGGCAGCAUGAUGAAUAAUGUGGUUGCAGGUCAGGACCCAGAUUAGUGUACACAUACCCAGCAUGGCUAGCUAAGCAGUAACAGUGUGAAAAGACAGCCUGUAAGCCACACAGUAAGGAAAUCUCUCUGCUGGUGAGUUAAAUCAUGGAUCAAUGAGUGCAACAGGGCGAUCAUGUAACAUUGAAAGCAGUGUGUUUUCACCUGUCAGAAAUGGUAAGGGCUGCUGUAAAUGUAUACAUACUCAAGCCCACAGCUAAUUAAUGACCCACAGUAGUUUGACCAUUAUGUUACCUGCCCAGUAACGGCUUUGUAAUAGUCCAGUGGAUACAAGUCAACCUACGCAAGACGUGGUUCAUGUGGACAGGGUGGCCAAGGAUGGACUCCAGUCCGCCCAUGCUGGAGUCCAUUUUUUCUUCUUCAUAUUAAAAGUUCAGUACAACACAAAUAAUGGAAGACCAAGGAUUACAGCCGGUGGUCCAUUGAAACCAUGUUCAGCCUCUCUGUUUGGCUCUUAAUUAGACACACAGUCCCAUCAUCAGUCUGAUCAGCGUUGUUUGGAUCCCAGUUUUGAAUGCAGUCAUUGGACUGUUCUGUGGGACUGAAUUGCCAAAACGACUCCUGUAAAGACGUCUUUCCUCUCACUCUGCCCUACAUUCCUACUUUGCCCCACUUUCUUCAUAUUCACUGUGAUCCCUGUGCUAUUUUCCAAACAUUCGCAGUACUUCCUCUCUUUUUUUCUUUUCCCACUUUCUGUCCAUCAGUCUCAUUUUUCCUGUACCUAUAUUUUUUGUCCUCUUGCAGGCCUUUCAUUUCUCCCUCUGUCUCAGUGAACUGAGAUGUAAGGUCAUGGAUGCCUGCCUUUGUGGCUCCCGCCUGCUGAUUGUCUUUCUUGCUUUCCCUUCUCAUUCCCUCUUUCUCCCCACUCUCCUCUCCCUCUCUCUGCCUCCCAGUUCCCCCAGCCUCCUGAGUACAUUAAAACUCUUUACCUAUUCUAUCUGUAUGUUAAUGCAGCGAGCCACAGCACCCCCUUUCCUCCUCUCUCACUCUGGUGUAUAGAAAGUGCCACCAUUUGCUUUGGUUUUUAUCUCUGCAACUCAUUUCUCCUGAAAGAUAAUGCAGGGAAUCACAUAAUAGUACAGACACUGAGCCAAUAAUGUUGUUUUAUGACCAUUCAAACUCACCUUGUCGCUCGAGUUUGCUCAUCAGGUUUCAGCGUGUGGUUUCUCUAAUCACUGGUAUAGCUUUUACUGAUGUUAUUUUCUCAGGGAUUUAUCCUAUUAGAGGUUCUUUAAAGGGGCUGCUGUUUGAUUGCAUCCCUGCUCUUGAUGGGUUCCCCCCCUGAAGCUUUACACGAUGCGAUAUAACUACUUGUUCAAGGGGUUUUGUGCAUAAUAUCAAUAUUUAGUCCUGUUUGACUCAACUUUUAAAACCCUAAAAGUAAAGCCUUUUCUUAGACCCAAGGGUAUGAGAAAUUUGUCACAUAAAACAUUUGGUACGUGAACAAGGUUUCUCAAUUUUCAAAUCUCACUAUCGAAAGCGAACUACGAGUUAUUUCUUUGAUUGCUUCCUCAAAAACCCUGAAAUCUCUGAGUUGAUCUAAGCUUGGAUGUCCACAGAAUGAUUCAUAAUUAGAUGAUGAGCCGUCAGAGAGCAGAGCGAGUGUUUUUUUUAUUUUUAUUCCCCCUCCUUUUUAUAUGCAUCUUUCAUUGUGGACACUCUAUCCUGUCAUCAUUAGCUAAUGACGUCGGUCAGAUGAGGAGACCGUCGAUUGGCUUGCUCCCAGCACAUUAGCUGCAGGUUCUUGAUGACGACUUGACCUGUCUGAGGUUUCUUCGUCGUAGAUCUUUUUUCAACCUCUCUCGCAGUAAAAGACAGUGUGGGACAGCUUUAGGUGUACGUUACUUUACCUUAACCCUUAAAAUACCAGAUAGGGGCAACAGAACACAAACGGUCAAACAUCAGUUUCUGUGCCUGUGCGCUCUCUUGGAGACACAUUCGAUGUGUGCAGGAUAGAGAAAAACAGCCAUACUGAUGAUCCCCCUCCUUAAUAUUCUUUGAUUGUGGUUUGAUGGACAUUUCACCCCCCACCCCCAUCGUCCCUCAUUCCCCAGCCAGCAGCCUUCAAGCAGCCUUUUAGCACCCUUGUCAAUGCAGCCCUCUUAUUCUGCCUUUCUAUUCAUAGGCGUGCGCACAAAUUUUUGUUCCCCCCAUUACAACCCGGAUCCACCAGAUGAGCCCCUCGUUCCCACAAAGAACCCUCUUCUGCCUCUGAUCGUCUGCGCAUCUAGUUUUGAGUUACCUACACGUAAACAAAUGCGUUAUGAGAUAAGAUAUUAAAUGGGCCCAAAGUCCCAUGAUAUCCAUAUUUUCAUGAACAACCAGAGUGAGUUCUUGAUAUAUAUCUACAGACACCCAGUCGUGGAAUCAAAGUCCUUCCAAUCAGAUCCUCAAAACUCCAGGCAAAGUAUGAGAGAAAGUCCAUUACGGAGCACGGUAGAACGACUGAGGAUUAUCUUGAGGUUUUAUUAUAGCCAGAUUAUAUGCAGUUGGUUACAGCCAGGCCAGCCAGCAACUGUCUUUAGUUAGACUCCUUACAGGUAAAUGUAAACACUGUCAAGAGAAAACGCCUUAAACUUGAGAAGCUUCCAGUAUAGGUCACCCUGAUGGUCAGCAAUCAAUAUCCCUUACGCAAUCUUCUAAAAGAUCUCUAAAUACUCGGUUGUCACACAACUCCAAGUUCAGCUGCUGGUCAACUGCAUGUGACCUUUCAUAGUGACUCAGGAUCCGUGCAUACAGAGUUACAGAAUUUGAAAGAGUUAGACUACAUGCUGUCAGUAGACAGUCAAGAAGAGAGCAUGAAGAGAGAGAGGAUAAUGUCAUUAAUACCCUCAAAAGCUUCACAACUCAGUUGAGGUAUUGACCCUUUCAGCUACCUCUGAACUGUUAUGAGAAAUUGUUUGUCUAUGUCUGUUUGCUUGGACUUGGACUCUUCACGUCUUAUAGCAGGGAUGCAAAUGCCUGAUAUUAACACCUGAGCAUACCAAUGGAGAUCCAAUACCCUUAUUUGCUUUUCAGCACUGUUUCAGGGAUACUUUUAGGGCUACUUUUCUUUUGGUUGGUGCCUGAGGUUAAAUAUAGUCAUUUGCGUGACUGCAAAAGUUGUGCCGUGCUAUUAUUAAUGGCAGAGAAGUUUUACGGUUCAAGAAGGCAGCAGAUUGAUUCAGUUACUUUUGUUCCAGUUUAUAAACUUCCUUUUUUUGGUAAUGCUUUAAGUUCAUGUAUCUUGCAUGAGUCCUUUUCCUACUGUUUCUCAAACUUUGAGAAAGUUUAAGUGUCUGAGGAAAAGGUGUUUUAAUGUUAACAUCUCAGCAUGUGCAAAAAGGAUUUUCACAUGCUUUGCUUAGUGCACCUCUCAGAGCUUUUUGUGUCAUGUCAGACUUCUGCUAAAUCACUGAUGUCUCCUCCUCUUCCCUAAACUUUUCUGUCAGCACCUUUGCUGCCAAAUGUUUUCACAUUUCACCCCUGGGUCUUCACUGACAUAAACUCCAUUCACACAUUCUGGGGAAAACAGUAUGGUUCUGCUGCGGGCCUGUUCUGUCACGUCAAUUUGAUUGAAAGCUAGAAUUAAAAUUACAUAUCACUCUUAAAAAAAUACUUCCACCUUGUAGUGUCAUCAAUCCAAGCUCUUCUUUUGACCAACAGAUGUUUAUGAGAACAUGUUAAAUUUCACAAACUUCUAGCUAUCUGAUAACCUUUCCAAUGUUUCUGCUUUAGCUAUAACAUUUUUGCAUAAACCAACCCUCUGCUUUGCUCAAGGUCAUCUCCAAUGUCAAAUGUGUUCAUGGCCACAAGCCCAAAUUCAGAGACUUCAAAGUAGUCUACAUUUCAGCGAGUAAAGGCUGCAUUUUUUUCAAUAAUGUAAAUCCCUUACUCCCCUUAUGAACUUUUUUUUGUAUUUUUUUCCAUUUAAUAUGUUCAAAUCAUGUUUUAGUAGAAGCAGCAUUUAAAAACUCCCAAACAAAGUUUUCAAAGGUUCUAUUCCCACCAAACCACACACACACACACACACACACACACACACUCUGUGGCUCCAUAUCGACACCAACCAACAUCAGAGAGCUUCUAGAGGGAGCAGGUAAAUUGCAAGCAAAUCUUUAAAAGCAAGAUUUUCCAUCUACCUUUUACACCCUUCUGUCCCUCUCUCUCUCUUACACACACACACACACACACUUAUUCACACACUGCUAUCACUCUGUAUGUCUCCUAACACUAUUCUAAUGAGGUGAUGACCAGUCCCUUGUUAUAAUUGCCUCAAACGCCUUUUAAUUUCAUCUGAGCGAAUUAAUCAUACAUUGAGUUAUUUAAAAUUGCAUAAAUUAAUCUUAGAUUAAACAGACCCAUCAAAGGCUUCAAACAAUUAAAGAGUUAGGUAGUAUUUCCCCUGGGUUUAGGCCAUUUCUAUUUGAGAGGAGCGGUUGCAGGUGAUUAUCCCAUUUUGAUGUGGCCAGAAGGUGAUUAAUGUUACUUUUAAAUGAGACCCCCCACCCCCACCCCCUUCACUUCUGUCCACAUAAGGCUUUAGCAGGAGUGUCAAAACCCCGACAAUGACCCAUCCAAAGAGUGGUUAUUCACUCUGUAUUUAUAACUUUGCUUACAGGUUUCAUACUUAAUUUAGGUUUCAACUAAUUGAAUUACUCUGAGUCUGCAUAUGUGCUUAAAUGAAACAGUGGAUGUUCCAAGUAUACCAAAUACCCUUACACUUAUAUAACCUUUAUUAAACUAGGAAUACUCUCGCUGAGAUACAAAAUCUCUUGAACAAGAGACAGCUGGUCAAGACAGGAAGAUUAAAAGUUUUCAAACAAAGAGCAUCAACAAAGAGUAACAAGAAACCCAAACAUUAACUGAAAGAUUAGGUUCAGCAGUAAAGCACGUGCAAACACAUGCUUGUUGAGAGUCCUAACAAGUAUGAAGCCAUUCAGUCCAGCCGAGGGCUCUGCGUAUUGGGCAGUGAGUGUGUUACACUUGGGUUCUCAGCUAAUCUGAUACCUGGAGUGUCCAAAAUGGGCAUUUGUUUUUGUUCGGCCCCUCCUCGUCACUGAGGCUAGAAAAAGCUGCAGAGAUGAUACGUCUGACUCUCUUUUAGAAUUAUUAUAAAUGUGCACUUGGGCAAAAAACUUUGGCAGGGAUUGACUCACAUGGAUCUUCAGCUUUGAUAUAUGUUUGAAAUACUUUUGUGUGGUGCCCUAUAAGCAUACAGUAAUGUUCCUACUGUAUGCGCCCAAACGGUAACCUCAUUAAGGUUCACUUUUUAUUUCUCUACUUGACUUUAUUUCUCUGAAUUUCUUAAAACCUCAUUAACAUGUUGAGAGGAAGUCCAAUUAGGUUUGAAACACAGCUUUACAUUUAUGACAUCAUAGUUUGUGUUGACUUAGGGGGCUUUCACACAUACGUUGUUUGGUCUGGACUUUUGGACUUUUCUGUUUAGUCUAAACCAAAAUGAUAGGUUUGAAACCUCCCCAGGACCUUGGUCCGGACCAAACAGCCGGACCUUGGUCCAACCAUAAGAGGUGGUCUUGGUCCACACCAAACUGAACCACGGUCUGGUUCAUGCCCAGUGUGAAAGCAUUAUUUUGAAAGGUUCAGACCUUCAUACCAAAGACAGGAAAUGACACGAGGAGUACAAGUGUCCGUCAUUAAGUGUAAUGGAGAUUGUCCACAAACUGGAAAUUUUACAAUAUUGUAGAUACCUCACUGUUGACAGCUUAUCUUUUCUGUAGUUCAACAGCACAAACUUUCUCUCCAGAGUCAGUGUUUAAGACGAACUUGGACCAGCCUCAUGUACAGCUCUUCCAAGUUAUCGCUGUUGGUAGUUAAAAAAUCAACAAUAGUAUAAAGGGGGGGUGACGAUUUUAUUCAUGUUUACAAUAUUCAAGACCUCCCUUAUUCAGUGUGUUGAUGUCAGACGCUCGCUGGCCAAAUGACCAAUCGGUGUAAACGACAGAGACACGCAAAGCAGGUAUUUGAUGACGAUAUCACUUAGGCUCGUCAUGUAGAGUCUGUUAGUCCGUUUGCAAUAAUGACAGUGUGAAACCUAAACAGACCGAACCAAAUGUAUAUAAUGUAACAAAAACACAGAUUUGUUCGGACUUUGCUCAGGUGUAAAAACACCCUUAAUUGUGAAGUUCUCACAGUGUGUUGGUGUGUGACUCUGGUGUGACAUGCCACGCACCAUCAUCGGGGUCAAAUUCCAGCAGAUGUCCCUGUCCUGUCAGGGUUAAUUUCUAGAGCAGAGGCUGAAAGCAGGAUUUUAAAAGCAUCACUCAGGGUUUCCUCUUUUAUUUCUGUAUCACUCCCUCUCUGCUGAGGCAAGGAAGAAUGAUUGAUGAGAUGGGUGUGCUGCACAUAGGAGCACCCAGGAGCGUCCACUCCACCCGUCUCAUACUGAUACACACACACACAUACUCACACACUGAUAUGAGAGUAAUUAACCUCAGACUGUGUUAACCCCAGCUGCCCAUUAGAAGGACAACAGGAUUGAUGGGACUCCCCCCAGUCCUUCACAAUCUCUAAAGUUUGUGCAGGAUUAGAGCACGCAGGAAUGUGAUUUCAUUUUUCUUUCAGAUAUAAAACUGCAGCCCCGUGUGGUGACUUACUGUUCACAGUCUAAAGAAUCAGUCCUGAGAAAAGGGAGAAAAAAGAUGAACAGACAUAGAAGAAGCAGAUUUCUCUAGAUUAUACAGAUUAUACAACAAUUAAAUGUAUCUUAGUUUAACUACAAAUAGACGAGAAAGAUCCCAGGAGGAAGAAAGUGGACCAUCACUACCAGUCUGUCCUACUUAGUGUCCUAAUCUUACAUCCUCUGCACUAGUUUGAAUUUUGCUGGGGGGGGGUUAGCGUUCUGCCACCCCAGAACACAAUAGCUUAUGACAAGCCUAAGAAAAAACUUAAAAUAAUAAUAAUGACCUUUUCAUUGUUUUCUCAUGAACUUCUUGUGUUGGUGUCACUGUUCCUAGACUACCUAACGCUUCCUAACGAUAUUUAUAAGUAGCUGUGAAAUGUAGUAGAGUGUUUAAAAGCCGGUCUGCCUGACAUUUUUUCUUAAGCAUUAUGCAUUUGUGGUUAACAGGUCAGUGAUUUGAUGUCUAUAAUAACUUGGAGACCUCUGCUUUUGUAUAUUUUGUUCCUUUUUGUAAGCAUAUGCUGUAAAUAAACAGUUUGUUGUAAAGACUCUUCAGUGAGGCUGAUUUAGUGGUUUGGAUGUUUGACCCUCAAUAGCCAAGAAAACGUCCUGAAGUUUAAUUUCAGUUGUAAACAAGUUCUUCUAUUUCUGCUCCUUUGUAAACUACAUGAUACUUUAUACCCUAUUGUAGAAACAUCUCCCAACCAUUUCUGGUUUUAUAUUUUUGAUCUUUCUUUUCACUUUAUGCACAUAGUUCAACAGAUCACAACCUUUCACAACAAAAAAAAACUCAGUUCAAGUGUUUUGUAUGUGAACACGGUGUAUAAGAUUAAAAAUAUGAUGCACAGUGUCCUCUCAGCUCAGAUAAGAACUGAACUCUUAUGAACAGCCACAGCCUCUUGUUGAGAAGACAGAUAUCAGUGGAAUCAGUGCUGACAAGCUCAUUUAAACUGGCCGAACACAGCGUUGAUUAGCUAAUUGGACAUCGAGACACCACAAAUAAAAGUCCUGGUCAGUCUCGGUUGAGGUGUCUCAUUUACAACCUCCUCCCCUUUAACCUUUGACCCGACUGUGACAUCUGUGACCUCUGUCUCUGGUUUGGAAAGUCCCCGCAGAUGAGGCUGCUGAUUGGGACUGUUGUCAGUAAGAUAUCAAGAGUGACAUCUCUAUUUAGAGGAGCAGAAACAAGUAAACUGUCAGAAUUUAAUAGAUUUGAUGGGCUACCAGUCAACAGAGACUAGUCAGGUGUUUGUUAAUUUCCAGUUGCUGGUUUUACUGGUUCUGCAGAAGACAAACCUGUCAAAAUAAGACUAUUCUUUAUUUGUAAAAGAAAGAAAAACUCAAAAAGGUAACGUUUCAACCAGCAUUUCUUUAGUAAUCCUGAAUGGUUGACAAAUGGUUCUGGUUAGUGCCAAUUUUUAUCACCAGCUGUUUUUACAACCUGUGAUGAUUAACGUCUGCCGUUAACUAUAUUACGUUAAAAUACGGUAAUGAGCCAUUACUUAAAUGUUUCACAGUUAAAGCCAAAUCUGUUGGACGUAAAUAUUCAAGAGAGUUUUAAUGAUGCUCCAUUUUUUGUUAAGUCCUAUUUUAUUGUUAUGUCUUGAUUCGUGAUUAAGAACAAUUAUACCAGUAGAACUGAACUGUCAUUUCACAUAAAACACGUAAUAAUGUUUGUGGCUUCAAUCUGUUCGAUGAUAAAAAAUGAUAUUGCAUAAAAGGUGAAACGUUUACUUAGGAUAUAAUUUUCUCUGUUUUAUGACGUUUAGUGCUCAUGUUUUGACAGCAGCUUCAGACUUAUUUAUUUUUUUAUUGGAGGGGGGGGGGGUUCAUUGAUGAGUAUGGGUGUAUUGUGGUUAGAAUAAUGUAGAAACAGUCAAAAUAGGAUGUGAUUAUGACACUCCUGCUUAACUAAAAGUGGGGCUUGAGUUUUGACCCGUGGAGUAAAAUCAGUGAUUUAAUCUGCAAAAUUGUUAAUCAGAAUUUUAAAAUUGAUCUUGAUCGUUACAGAGAAUAUUUGUUUUUAGGGGGAAAAAAAUCACAGUAUUUCAAUUUAAGAUGAAUUCAAAAACUUUUUAUUAGAAAAAUAAAAAGUUCCUUUUUGCCUUUUAAAUAUUACUGCUGAUGUUGCUCCUUGAUGCAGUUAAAACUUGUGAAGUCAAAGUUUAGGAUUUCUUUUAUUCUCGUUAUUGCUCAUGCCCCAACCGUUGACAGCUUGCAUGAAAAUUGAUAAUAAAUUGGCAUAAUAAAGUAUGUUUACAGCACUUAUCAAAACAGACACAAUAAAGUGCUUUAUAUGGGAUAAAAGCACAACAACAAGUUGCAGAAAUUAUAGUGAUAUAAAGAGAAAAUAAAAUUGAGUUGUGAGUUAUUCAUGCACCUAUUAAUACCUCAUUCGGAUUAACUAUACUGGUCAGCUACGUGAAACUACUAGCACAAGAAUCGUGAUACUGAGCGUAACAUCAAAAUAAGACAAAUGAAGGCAGCUCUAGUUAUUAUUUUUUGUAAUGACCGGAUAUGUUUCACUUUUUCUUCUAUCUUUUAUUUUGUAGGAACAUUCCUUCAUCAUACAGUACAAUGAUGGAAACGCAGAGGUGGUGUCCAUGUGGGUAUGUCGCUGUCUUGAGGAGAGAAGAGCGCAGCAGGCUCAGGGACGGGUCUGAUGAUCUGACGCCGCUCACUUACGAUGGACCUGGGCUUCAAAAUCAAGUGUGUCUACACAGCGAGAGCCCAAAACAAAGGGAGUUAAUGUUUGUGGACAAGAAAAGACUUUUAUGUGAGUAAAGAUCACAUAACAUAUCCAUGUGGCAUCAGGGGGGCUCACAUCUUUUGAACUCUGCGUCCAGAAGGGCAGAGACAUCAGCACUUUCUUCAAAACAUGGUCUCCAUUCAGCAGCUUCAUUCCUCCCUCAGAUUUUGGGGUGUACAGAUAUGAGGCGUAUGAAGGGACGAUAAAAAUCUCAAAGCAUGAGACUACAAUACAUCAGCGGAGAUGUUGUCUGCCUCUCGUGUGGAUCUCUACUAACCAUCUUGUGCUUUACUAUAGACGGCCCUCUACUGAAUGUUAAGGUUUUUGCCUGUGAGUAGCUGCCCAUGUGUGUGCCUGUAUUGCCGUCUGUGUCAUUUAUUACCUCAGCAAACUAAAAUUCUCGCUGUAAAUAUCGCCCAGAAUUUGUACCCAGGUUUGUAUCCAGUCAUUGCCUUUGUUGGUGUUAACUGAAUACAAAUUUCCAGAUGAAGCAGCUUUCAGUGUUUUAGAGUGUGAGCAUCAGCAAGUGUUAUUAUGGUUCUGAAGUUACUGAGCUAAUUAUUUAUUGUCCGCACUCAUCAGGAGGAGCCAGGCUCUUUCUGUUUAAACAGCUUUUAACUUGGUCGCACAUCUUUUAUUUGUACUUGCACACACACGCCCGACUUUUAAUGCUGUUUGAGCAGAAAUAACGCCUCAACAUUCCUCUUCUUGCUUUCAACACAACUUAACCAUCUCACACAAACCCGCUCAUCUUUUUGCAUUAUUUUAUUGCUGCUCUACCAGGAGAUUCAUACUUAAGCCAGAGUUUUAUUUCAGUAAAGAAAUCAGGAACUUAAAAGGGAAGACCCCAAUGCAGUGCACUUGACACCAAAGAUCGCUGAAGACCAGAAUGAGGAACCAUUUAGAUUAAUACUUCUGAGGCAAGUUUAAUGUGAGAAUGAACUGCUCCUAAAGACUCAAUGUGUGCAGUUGUUUAAACGCGAUAGUUAAAUUCCUCAGAGGUGAAGUCAAAGCAGUGACAUGAUGUGUAAAGUGCGAGCACAAGUGUAACGGUGGGACAACAGCACAACAGAAAAGGCAGAAAGCACCUGUCUGUCAAUCAGGUGAUGAGGAGUUUCUUCAGUACGUCUUUAAAUGAGCUUUAGUCCACUGAGCAAUAAGGAGUCAUGUGGGGUAGAUAUUAGUCAGAGACAAUACAGUAAAUUUCAUGUUUUCAUCUUUAUGUUAGAAACUUUUCCAGAUUUUGAUUCUGGAUCUUUUUUUUUCUAUCAGUUCAACUGUAAAGUUUCUUAUUUCCACAUCAGAUUUUUCAUGAAGUUUCUGUGCUGAGAAGAAAAAAACGUACUCCUACAGCAGGAGAUCAAGCUAUGCGUUAUCGAAAAAUUUCAGUAUAAGGUUCAUCAUAAAUCACAAACUCUAUUUCACUUUUCUUCACUAAACAAACUGUAAGAGUUGCAGUUUAAUCAUUGUAACAUUUACACUGAAAAUGGUGUCAGGAAUUAUUUUGGGCAACACUGAACAAAAAUCCCAUAAUGCACUGUUUAGGAUUUUCAAAUACAAAUGGUCUGGAACAAAUUUAAAACGUCUCUGCCUUGUCUUGGCUCUGCUCAGGUCCUUUGACGAGACGGCAGUGCUCCUACAUGUGCAUGUACCGUCUGGUUUAAAAGGAAAUGUUCGCCUGAUCAAACGGCAGAAAUAGUUGUACCAGCUUUGCAAAAUGUCCUGUACUCAGCUGAGCAAACCAACAAAAUACGAAACACAUAUCAACACGAAAAACUAAUAGAGAUUGAGAAAAAGUGCAAUGUAACGAUUAAAAAGUGAAAUACCACAAAGUGUGUCACGGCUUCAUAUCCAACCCUUGUAGCGGUUACCUGCAAACUUCUUGUCUUGCAUUGCUGUGGUUGUUUCCUGUGUGUACAGUUUUUCAGUGAAAGUGCCUGUGUGAUCUGAUGAGACAAGCUUUAUAAAGAAAAACUGUAAGAAAGGACAUGUAAAUUAAGUUUCCUUUUAUUUUCUUUCCCAUAAAAACACACAUCCCAGGUUUGAAUGCAGAAAUAAUAUUAGUGCCAUUCUCUUCUUUAGAGACCUAGAAGCUUCAAACAGUCUUUUACCUUCAUGUUUACAGAAAGACUUUAACUUUUAGAAGAACGUAAAUGCAAAAUGACAAUUAUAUUACCAUGGUAACUGGUCAAAUCAAAAGGCAAAAUUAAAGAUGUUCCAGUGGCUGAUUUACAUAAACAUUGGUUUGUCCGAGAGUUGCACAGUGAAUGAAAAUGUACUUUGCUUUAUGACACAUUUAUUGUUAAAUACAGUCCUCAUGCUUUAAUUUUAGGUGUGGGGCGUUUUCGUGGUUUGUCAGUCCAUCUGUGAGAUUAAAAAGAAAAACUUGACAGUGAGACGGCCUUUAAUGUAAAUACUGUAGAAAAAAGUGUGAUGAGAGUUUGUCACAGCGACCAGCCCCUGAUAAAAUCUCUAUAAACGUUCACGUGUUCGUGUCUUGUAAGUUAUAUGAAACCAAACAAAGAGAAAACAUUUCAUUUUCCUGAAAACAGAUUAACUAAAAAUAUUCAGAAACAUAUUUGACGGUUGGGAGAUGUACUCACUGACUGUGAUUUUUAAAUAUGGAUCCACAGAUCACGUGGGAAUAUUUAUUAUUUUUUACUUUUCACCCCUGUCAGGUGGUCGCACUUGUUUCUUUUUCCUGGUUUAAGUAUGAUUCAUCAUGUCAGUAAUGGGACUCAGCUGUAAUAUCAGUGCUGUAGCAUUACUGACUGAUUUUGGCCUUUUCUGUAAUUUCCUGUGUUGGCACAUAUUCCAGCCAUAACAGAAUAAACUGUAUUUAAACAUAA
Molecule: messenger RNA, 49353 nt
Organism: Xyrichtys novacula (pearly razorfish)
Lineage: Eukaryota; Metazoa; Chordata; Actinopteri; Labriformes; Labridae
Source: the annotation of a GenBank genome assembly